AGGGAGAACUUCGGUACAGCCAUGCGUGUGCAAUUUCAGACGGACACAGGUAUUGAAGAGAUAUUUGUUAAACAUUCUUUGAUGUUAAUGAUUCUAAAGUUUUUUUUCUCUUCAUGGCAAAAGAUGAACUGAAAGUGCACAAACCUAGCCAGGGCACAAGUGAACUAAAAGAUAUGAUAGCAACGAUAAGUUAACAUUAGUAAUUUCAAAUAGGAUUUUCUUUCUUAAUUAUGUAAUUUAUACGUUUUACACUUUUAUACUCCAUGACAUUCUUUUACUUGUAUUUUUUAUUUUGAUCCUGCCCUCCCUUCUUUAACAUAAGUAUUUUCUUUACAACUGUGUGUGUGCUUAGCUUCUUGUUUCUUUAUUGGUUUUGUACAGUGAUGUUUGGUUUUAGUCUGUUUUUUUUUAUAUUCUUAAAGAGAAAUUGUCUUUUCAUACCACUAAACAUUAAAGGCACACUAUAGGCACCCAGACCACUUCAUCUCAUUGAAGUGGUCUAGGUACAGGGUCCCUUUCCCACUUAGCACUGCAAUGUAAAUCAUUACAAUUUUUUAGAAACUACAAUAAUUACCAUGCAGGACUGCUUCUAGUGGCUGUCAAUCAGGCAGCCACAUGAAGCACUUCCUGGCUGCUUACAGACUCUAGGUCCUCUAAAUGAUACUGGAGAUGUCCUCAUGCUCUGCAUCAGUGAAAUCCCCAUAGGAAAUCAUUGAAGAAUGAGAGGGCCUAUUGCGGUCGAGGAGCUAGCCACACAUGCGCACUAGAAACUCACUCUUCCCCGUCGGAUAAAGUUGUACAAUCAUAAACAGAAACAAGUGAAGAUGAUUUUCUUUGUGGUAUGGGGAAAUGCAUUUUUUGCCUGUGUCUCCUACUUUCCCUGUAACUCAAACAAAGCUACAACCCAGCGCUGAGGGACUUCAAGUGACUAAAGGGAUUUCUAACCUUUUACAUUCUGUGGGGGAGGGUGCAAGGGAGAGGGGGACAAUAGAGAAAUACAGAUUUGAUUUCCUAACACAUUCCCUUUAAAGGGACGCUAUAGUCACCAAAACAACUUUAGCUUAAUGAAGCAGUUUUGGUGUAUAGAUCCUGGCCCGACAGUCUCACUGCUCAAUUCUCUGCGAUUUAGGAGUUAAAUCACUUUGCUUAUACAUCUCUAGUCACACCUCCCUUCAUGUGACUACAAAGCCUUCCUAAACACUUCCUGUAAAGAAUUAUCUUAUGUUAACACGCCCUUUAUUGCAAAUUCUGUUUAAUUUAGAAUGUCUUAUCUCCUGCUCUGUUAAUAGCUUGCUUGACCCUGCAGAUAUAGUGAUCAAUUGAAUCAAUGGAUCUCUAUCGGUAGUGUUCACCACCUCCAUGUAGAGCGUGGAGACACUCAACGUAAGUGCUGCACACUGCGCAGUACUGGAGUAGGAGGCAACCCUAGUGACCAUAUGAGUGACUGCCACUAGAGGUGUUUCUUGGCAGCAAUGUAAACACUUUCUCUGAAAAGGUGUUUACAGUACUCAGCCUUCAAGCACAGGCUGUAGACACCAGAAACACUACAUUAAACUGUAGUGGUUCUUGUGACAAUAUUAUCAAUUUAAUAAGACGUCUUUCUCUCACACUUCAAUCAACUCUUUGGCAAAAAAAAUUUCACUUGUUUCUCUUAACCUCCCUUUUGAAUUUCUUGCCCCCUUUUGUGCUUCUUAUCCCCUCUUUUGAUUCUUACCUGCUUUAGUGUACUUUAUCUACAAUGUUUCCCUUUUGUGUAUCUUACACCCUUCUUGUUUAUCUUUAAACCACUCUUUGGCUAUCUUUUACUUAAUCCCAUUGUUUUUCCCAUUCUCCAGCUCCUCUGUAUGUCUCUUUCCCCCAAGCCCCUUUCAUGUGUCUCUUAACCCCAGUCCCUUUGUCUAUUUAUCCCCUUCCCCAGACACUCUGUGUCUCUCUUUCCCCACAGCCUCUCGGUGUGUCUCAUUCUACCCUUCCCCAGCCACUCUGUGUCUUUUGUUUGGCUUCCCUGCCCCUCUGUGUGUCUUUCACCCCCAAGCACCUUUGUGUGUCUCCCCCCACACCUUUAUGUGUCUCAUUCUUGCCCCAGCCCCUCCUCAUUUCUCAUUUCCCCCCGCCCUUCCAUGUGUCACAUUAGCCUACAGCUGUCUCAUUUUCCCCAAGCACCACCAUGUGUCUCAUUCCCCCCCAACACCUCCAUGUAUCUCAUUUCCCCUACAGCCCCUCCAUAUGUUCCAUUUCCCUUACAGCCCCCCCAUGUGUCCCAUCCCCCUCAGCCUCCCAUGUGUUCCAUUUCCUACCAAGCCCCUCCAUGUGUCUCAUUUACCCCACAGACCUUCCAUGUCCCUCCAUGUGCCCAUUCCCUCAGGACCUCCAUGUGUAUCACUCCCCCCUCCCCUUUCUGUACCUCCACGUAGCAUACCGAGCCACAGACCGGGGUAGAAGAGCUUCUGUUCCCCUACCUGGUCUGACAGUAAGCAGUUUGGCACUCUCUGUACAAUCCUGUCAGACUUGGUAGGGGAAGAGAAUCUCCUCUAACCAGGUCCGCUUCUUGGCCAUGCUACAUGCAGUGACCGACAGGAGGGGAGUGCUUCCCCUCCUGCUGGUUACCCUGCAAUUGCGCCGUGUGCACCCUGGCCCAUGCUAAGCAGCUGCAUAUCGGCCGGACCACUGGGAAAUUACCUGGUAUGUCCAGUCUGGCCCUGUUAAGAAUGUAAUUAGCUGCAUGACAAUGUUAUACAUGGUUCACCAAACCACUUGUCUAAAACCUGGAUGACUGUUUGACAUUUAAGUUAAGCCAGUUAGGUGUGAAAGCGCAUACUGAAAUCCAUAUAAAACCAUAACCAUGUUUAGUUUUUUUUUGUUCACACUUAGACUCCAUCUAUGUACCAUAUUUUCUGAAUCAGUUAUUGCCUUUAUAUUAAAGUACCGGUAUCUACCAUAAUGCAGUAUUUAAUGCCAUCAGAUUAUGUUAAUUUCUAAAUGGAUGUAAUAGGCUAUAAGUAGAUUAAAGAUGUAAUUCCAAAUGCAAAGGUAUGUAACACACACUACACAUAUUUAUGCCAGUAGUCUACAGUUCAGUAGGUGUGCAGUAUAAAUUAGUAUCCAGCACUUGAGAAUUGAGGUGUGUUAGAGUAAUGUAUUUCAGUAAUACAUUAACAUUUGAAAUUAAUUUACAUAUUGUGUUAAACCUGGAAUCUCUUUGUUUGUCUGAAAUGAAAUCUGAUGGAAUAGCAGCAAAGUAUGAAAAUAUUUGGUGUUGUGGCAAAAAAAAUAACUCAAAUUAUACACAAAUUGCUGGUGUUUUUUUCCUUUGUGUUUUCUUUUAUGAUUAUUACAAAUUAUGAUUUAUGCAUGCUUACCUGUUACAUUUCCAGCAACCUCAAAUUACCUGCUGUACACCAGCCUUAUGCUGUUUAUCAGACACAGCAUUGCUAUAUUUAUAUCUCGCUGUAGCCCUGUCCUGAAUACAGGUUUGAAGAAGCUACAUGGUAUGCAGGAGAUCUAUCAAAUCAAGAAAAAAAUAAAAUAAAAUUCACGUAUGCAAUUUUACAUAAUCUGAGUCUUUUACUGAGUAAACAAACCACAUUUAUUUGUAUGUGUUCAUAUUGAUGUGUCAAUAAAAAAAAAUAAUUAAGUGAGAUUAGUCUUAGACUUUUUAUGUACCUUCUAAUUAGGUGUAAUUUAGUUUAAAAAAGGUAUCUUGGCCUCUGCCAAACAUUAAUAUGGAAAGUACAGACAAUACAAGAAUGCUUUUUUUGCUGAAAUCUUCACCAUGUGUACAUUCCAUGGUGCAUAAUGCUUUUCUGUAAGCAACCGAAUUGUAGUCAUUACUCAUUUAACCAUAACUUUUAAACUACAAUCUUCUUUUUUUCAUUAUAUAAUAAUAAAUUAGAUAUAGCUUUUUUUAUGAUAGGUUGGGAUAAUGUUUGAACCAGAAUAUUAACGUAACCUGACCUCUACUUUUAUCUUUUUUUUUCUAGAUUAUUUGUGCAUUAGCAUGUUGAUGACAACUACACUUUAGUGACUUUGCAGAACCUGUGUCAAUUUGCACCAAAAGACCCUUUCAAGGCCAUAUGAAGUGCUUGGAAUAAUAUCAACAAUGUUGGUCAUGUAUAGAACUCCUGUAUAAUACUCAUAUCCUACUAAGUGGAAAAGCUGAUACUGAUAUAUAAACUUGCUAACUUGGAAGGGCUUCCAAGAACAUGGAAACAAUGCCAAUUUGAGAAGGAACCCGUCACAAUCAAUGUGUCUGUACAGCAUUAAAGUAAGCUAGCACUCAAGAACUAUCAAAAAUGGACUCUGAAGAUACAAAUCUAGGGCAAGAAGCUACCUCAAGGUCUGGUGAGUCUGAAAAAGUACCAAAUAGAUGGAGACAGGAAAAUCCAGCAGUGGCUGCAAUGAGCAAUUAUGGCAGUCAAGAGGGAGAGAGGCAGCAGCCAGUCAACCCUGAGAGCAUCAGAAACCCCACAUCAGCACAGCAUUUUGGUUCUUUGAAAGCAGUUUCACAGAGUGAAAGUGUGCAGCAUAUCCCAGAUAAGCAAUACGCACAGAAGCGCCAUGGUUCCUAUGGCCAGCGGCAUUCCCUUUCUUUUCCUCAACAUAAUGUCCACCAACAGAGGUUAGUGCACAGCACAAAACCACACCAGAGCCUGGAAGGACAUGCCUACCCAUUUCAUAGUCACUUAUCUGUUGCCUCUGAGGACUUGUUUUUCAGAAUGCAUGGACCUAGUCAAGCAUUCCCCAGAAAGAAAAUUACAGGACUUACAUCUUAUAGCCAAUAUUCCCAAAAGUCUCUUGAACAAUCAGAAGAUACUCAUAAAAAAGAGCAGAAGCCCAAAAAACCUGGCAAAUAUAUAUGUCCGUAUUGUACACGGGCUUGUGCCAAACCUAGUGUACUGAAGAAACACAUCAGGUCUCACACAGGGGAACGUCCAUACCCAUGUGUCCCCUGUGGUUUCUCUUUUAAAACAAAAAGCAAUUUAUACAAGCACAGAAAGUCUCAUGCCCAUGCUAUCAAAGCUGGGCUAGUUCCUUUCACAGAUGCAGCUGUUUCAAAAUUAGAUUUAGAUGCGUCUUGCAUCGAUGUGGAAACAGAAAUACAUUCUGAUGGAGAACAGAGCACUGACACAGAUGAAGAGACAUUGUUGCUGGUUGAAGACUCUGAAAAACUGAGCCAAUCUCCACAAAUUCCUCUGGACAUAAGUGUUCGAAGUGAAGAGUUUUUAGAUCCAGGUUUCCAUGUGUCUUCAGAUGAGUCCUUAAUUGGUCCAAUGAAAGUGCCAAUACUUAUAAUCCCCAAAAGUGGCAUUCAAUUAUCAAGUGAAAGUGCCCAAUUUAUGGCAUCUGAGAUAAUGCUCAAUCAAUCACUGAGUGGUAAAACCGAUGAUUCCCACACAGUUAGACAAAAACUUGCAUUAAGGCUGACUGAAAAGAAAGUGCAAGAUCCAGACAAAACAUUAAAUCUACUGAGCCCCCACAGUAAAGGGAGCACAGAUUCGGGUUACUUUUCUCGCUCUGAAAGUGCUGAACAGCAAGUCAGCCCCCCAAAUACCAAUGCAACAUCAUAUGAGGAAAUUAUAUUUGGCAAAUAUGGCAGACUGAGUCCAAGAUCCUCUGUACCAAGCCAGGAUGCUAACUACCCAAUUGUAAACACUGUUAUUAUGGAGGAACAUAUGUCACAUCUUAUUACAAAGAGGGAAGGCAUCCUAGACUAUGACAAAAUUAGAGGUGUGAAAUACAGAUUGCCUGGAAUCCAUGGUCCUGAAAUACAUAAAUCUCAUCUUAUGACAGAACCUGUUGAAAUUGAAGCUAAGCUUUAUCAAGAAAUUCAGCAUGGCCAGACGGCAGUGCUUUUAGCAACACCUGGGGACAGCUCACCACUUAUAAGAAGCAACUCCAUGCCAACAUCCUCUGGAACUAAUUUAAGCAUUCCCCCUUCGAUAAGAGGAAGUCAUUCAUUUGAUGAGUGUAUGACUGGCUCAGAUGAUGUAUUUUAUCCAGGGACAGGGGGCAUCCCACAUCCACGCCCUUUAAGACGGCAAGAAGCUUUUGAACUGCCUUCAGUCAUGCAGGGUCAUUCUGAUUUUGAUACUUAUGGGAGGGCAUCCAAGAAUGCAGCUGCUGCUUACAACAGGAAAGGCAUGCAUGAAAAGUCUUUAUCUAAAGAAAAGAAAAUGGAAAGGUUAAUGUAUGAAUGUAAUGUCUCAGGUGUGCACCAUAAAAGAUGGGAGGAAUUUGAAAGUCACAAACAAGGAUACAGAGAUAUGCAGCAAAUUGGUGGAAUCAAACAGGUUGGAGAUUACUUUACUGAUGUUACAGGACCUAUAGUCUCUCGUUUUGGAACAGUCGCUGAAAACCGAAAGCGCAGAAAGGAAAAAAGUGUUGGAGAUGAGGAGGAUAGUCCAAUGCCUUGCAGUGGAAUUGGUAGUCCACUCAUAUCAGAUUAUGAUACAAAAAAUGAUGUUUCAAGGAGCAGGUUUGUUGAUUCAGGGCAAGAAUACCCAUAUGGAACGCAAGUGGAACGUUUUGAUAUGUGUAGAUCACAUGUACAGCCUGGUAGUCCUGUUUCUAUAUUAGAUGAAUCCUCUUCUGGUACUGAUCCAGAAAAAAUGACAGAAAUAAUCAGUAGAAAACCCCCUGGUAAUGUCAUCUCUGUAAUUCAGCACACUAAUUCUCUGAGCAGACCAAACUCUUUUGAAAGGUCUGAGUCUACGGAACUUCUAACGUGCAAUCAAGAUAAGGCUUGUUCACCUUCUGAGGCUUCUGAUAGUGGGAAUACAAUGUCUUCAAUGAGUCCAGACUGGACACAGCAAACUGAAAAUCCUGAAGUUACAGGCCGGCCAUCUCCAUCUCAGCUCUCACAACAGUCAGUAUAUCACAUGCCUCCUAGAUUGGUCCGCCAGCAUAAUAUCACAGUACCUGAGAUUCGUGUGACAGAGGAGCCAGACAAGCCAGAGAAGGAAGUAGAAAUUCCAGUUAAAGAACCUGAAAAGACAACUGAAGAAUUUCAGUGGCCUCAGAGAAGUGAAACCCUUUCUCAACUCCCUGCUGAGAAACUGCCACCAAAAAAGAAGCGUCUACGUCUGGCAGACAUGGAUAACUCAUCUGGUGAAUCAAGCUUUGAGUCGACAGGCACAAGUCUCUCCCGAAGCCCAAGUCAGGAGAGUAACUUAUCUCAUAGUUCAAGUUUGUCAAUGUCAUUUGAGAGGGAAGAACUCAUGAAAUCUGCAACUCCUACGAAACAAGAUGAAAUAGGAAGGCAUGCAGAAUUUUUAACAGUUCCUCCUGGUUCCUAUUCUCUCUCUGUGCCAGGCCACCAUCAAAAAGAAAUGAGGCGCUCCUCUUCAGAACAAAUACCAUGCCCUAUACUAACUGAAAUCCCUGAGAUUCGUAGUAAAUCUUUUGACUACGGUAACCUUGCCCAUGCUUCAGGGGCUGGGGCAACCACUACAACUUUAUCCCCAGCCCGUGAGAGGAAAAAAUGUUUUCUUGUACGACAAGCUUCUUUUAGUGGUUUUCCUGAAAAUGCACAGACAGAACAAGAACUUGGUAAUCAAGAAUCAGCAGAUCAGCAGCACACUUCUCGCAAGUCUCCACAGACAGGUUGGCAUCAUUCACCUUCAACGUCAUUAUCAGGCUCGACAGGACAUUCUACUGAAGAUUCUGGAAACGUACUUGUUGGAAUUUCUGGACAACCUAUGAGUACCUCACCCCACUUUUCACAGCAGCCCAUUAGUAGCCAUGAUGCAUUAAGACAUUCUUUUGCCCCUCAAUCUUCAUAUAUCCCCAAAAGACAUACAUCUAAACAGCAACAUGCAUUUUCACAUCCUGAGAAGAUUUUGUACCCUCCCGUUCACAAUGCAUUUCAAUUACCUUAUACCUCUGUGUGUAUGUCUCACAUACCAUCCCACCACCCACUUUUGUGGCCCACUUGUAUAGAUCCUUUACAGAGACAUUUCCAACAAAAUUUGCAUCAGAUAAAAUCAUAUUUCAAACCACCUAUCCAAUCAGAGUCACACCCUUCAUUUUAUUUUGAAUCUACUCAGGAGCAUACUGGUUGUAAGCCAAUAAAUUACAUCCAUGGGAUGGAAACAAUCUACCAGCCAUAUUUAGAACCAUCCACACAAAAAUCAAAAGCUAUGCUUGGAAAACUACAGAGAGACCACAGUGGAGGCUCAAGUGAUUCCACGUCUGAUCAGCACCUUCAGAUAGUUUCUGCUUCCCCUGAUAUUGGUUCUAUUCAGCCUAUUCCAGGAGCUAUUGUCCCUGUCAGAAUUCAGACUAAUGUGCCAUCGUAUGGAAGUGUAAUGUAUACUAGCAUUUCACAAAUUGCUGUAACACAUGCACAAACUAAAAACUCAACACUUGUAAUAUGCAGAGUGGAUGGGAGUACAUCACAGAGGAUACUGGCAACAACAGCAUCUAUGAAAGAUUUGGGAUUCAACAUAGCCAAGAUGUUAGCACCCUGCAAAGACAUAGAACAAUAUCCCCUGUGGAAAGUGCCACAGACAUUACCACUUGGUUUGGAAUCUGAAAUUCCUCUGUGUUUAACUUCCAACUCUGAGAGUGCUUCCACUUUUGGAGGUGGAAAACGCAUGCUUUCUCCAGCGAGCAGUUUGGAACUUUUCAUUGAAACCAAACAGCAAAAGCGAGUCAAAGAGGAAAAGAUGUAUGGGCAGAUUGUUAAGGAACUGAGUGCUGUUGAACUUACAAAUUCUGACAUUAAAAAGAACCUGCCACGGACAUCCAAACCUCAGUUGGUUAGGCAAGGUCAUACUACUGAGCAAAAGGACAGUCUCUCUUCAGCAACAGAAUCACCGCCACCUGCAGCAUCAGUUUCUACUGUUGUAGACAAAGAAUUACCUGAAUGUAAGAACAGUGAUAGCCCAGAAGGUCGAAUGUCACCUGAUGAGUUCUACAAUGAGGAGACAUCAUCAGAUAUGAGUUUAAGCCCUGAGAGGACACCAAGUGAAUUUAUUGAGGAUGAGCCAUUGAAAAGUCAGAAGCCAUCUGCUGGUAUAUUUGUUCAAAUGUCUGAUAGUUCCAGUGGAAUAGGGGGAUCUUCAAGGAGUCUUCUAAAAGAUGGGGCAGAAUUUCAACAGAUUCUUCAAUUUCCUAGCCUACGUACUACAACAACAGUUAGCUGGUGCUUUCUAAAUUAUGCAAAACCAAGCCACACAGAGCAAGCAUCCCUCAAGUCAUCUGUUUAUGCUUCAUGGUGUAUCAGCUCAUGCAAUCCUAAUCCUUCUGGACUUAAUACAAGAACUUCUUUAGCACUUCUAAGAUCGAAGCAGAAGAAUACAGUGGAAAUAUAUACAAUGGCAGCAAUGCAUAGAUCUGGAGCUGGCAAGUUAACAUCAUCAAGUGUAUGGAAGCUGCAGUUUGCACAGGUAAUAUAUAGAAAAUAUGUACUAAUGAUAAUUAUUCAGUAACUGCAAAUUCUAGCUUUUCUUUCUCAGGGAUUAUAACCUUGGGUGAUAUUACUCUUGAAAUAAUCCUUAAACCUGGAUGAUGUCACUCUUGAGAUACUCAUUCACUCAAAAAGAAAGCAACCAACUUGUAGUCUAUCACUGAUUUAUAUGGAUAAUACACUACUGCACUGUUUUCAUUAAUCAGAUUUGAGGAUCAUUUCCUUGUCCACUUUGUAAAAUCACUAAUCUCUGUAAAACAACUAGAUUAGGGUUCUAUACAUACAUAAAGGAAAAUCAAUACCAAAAUACAUUCCUGUGAGGAAAAUCUGCCAAUGCAUUUUAUGAGAUAGCUCUGUGCUUAGUGUUCUAGCUGUAGUAUGCUAAUCACCUGUUUUAAUGUGCAGGUUCGAUUCAAUAGUUAAAGAUUAUAAAGUGAACGAGUACCACACAUAUUCCAAUACGUACUAAAUGUACUCUUUUCAUAUUUAGAUAUCAUUGUAAGAUAUACAGCUCCUGAUAACAAAGAAAAAUCCUGGGUGUCAGAGCUGGAGCCAGUCACCAUGGGCUUUGCUAGAUUACAGAAACACCUGUGGCUAGAGCCCAAAGAAAAAUGUAAUAACCCCUACACUAACAGAGAGUUAAAGAUAGGUCACCAUAUACCCCCAACUUUCUAAGCUAUAUCCCGUUUCUCAGUGAAAGCAUAGCCAGAUACAAGCACACGUAGCAAAGCCAGCAUUAUCAAUGCCUAGGUAACUAAUGUAUACAAAGUUAUGUUCUCCAGCACCUCCACUGACACCCUAAGCAGCCUGGCAAAGCACUAUACUACUGAACUUUCUGUAAUAGGUGGCUGCUUUGAGAAGCAGCAGUCUGACGUAAAAUUGAAGAUUAUGCUAGCGCUAGUGUACUUAUAAUCUUAAUUUUAGUAAUGACAGGAGGCGAGUAUUUUGCAUAUAACUCUCUUUACUAACUCCACAUAGCAGUAAAGAAAAGUGAAAACAUUAACCAAUCAAAAAUGCAGUAGGAGGUAUAGUAUUCACAGUGAUGAGGCUCCUCCCCCUCUUUCGAAAGCGACAUCAGAGACAAAUAUUGAAAACGGAUAAAGUCUUGAAACAUAAAGUCUUGAAACAUGCACCAACGGGUGACUUUCCAAAUACGAAGUCCUAGUGGUUGAAGGACGGCCCGAACGUGUCCAUCCUGAGCAUAAGCUGUAAUGUCCCGAAGUUAUGCUGAAAAAGAACGUGGAGAAGGUUAGGUACCGAUCUGGCAACUGUUUGCGGUAAUGUAAUAAACCCAACACAAUUUCCACCGACUGAUGUAAAACUAGAUGAAAACUAGUAUAAAUAUGACAGUAAACAAUAACAAAGAUUUAACUAAACAAGGUACAAGCCUGAGUCAUACAAGAUGAGUAGGAAGAUAGAAGAAGUAAGGAAAUACACAUAGUAAGUAUACUUACUUGGAUCCGUAUCCCCCAAGGGUGCGGAGGGUGGGAAAAUACUCGCCUCCUGUCAUUACUAAAAUUAAGAUUAUAAGUACACUAGCGCUAGCAUAAUCUUCAAUUUUACCACAUGACAGGAGGCUUCAUAUUUUGCAUUUUUAACGCUGAAGCAGGAGAGACGUGGCUGCCCCCGAGUUCGGUCGGAAGUAGAAGGUCCGAAAGGUCGAUUCUCGUGACCAAUCUGCAGCUCGUAGGAUGUCUGCCAGGGAUGCGCCUGCGGUGAAAGCCGAAGAAGCUGCCGCCCCGCGGACGGAGUGGGCUCCGAAGGUUUCCUCUACGCCCGCCAGGGACAGAAUCCAUCUUACCCAUCUGGCCAGGGUGGUGGUAGAGACGGGAACGUGUGGUCUAACGUAGGACACCAAGAGUUGGCCCGUAGGGGAGACCCGCAAACGGGAUGUGACCUCUACGUACCGAUGUAGGGUAGAUACCACGCAGAGAAGCGGUUCUGUAGGAAAAAAGGGGUAGAAGACCGAUGUGGAGUCGGAUUUCGUACGGCGUGAAACUUGGAAGGUAACUCCCUCCGGGGAGACCGAAAAGGCAUCGAUGUCGAAAGCUCGUACGUCCGAAACUCUGCGGAACGAGACCAAACAAAGUAGGAGCGUCAGUUUGGCUGAUAGUUGUCGGAGCGAGAGUCUGUCGUUGUCCGGCCAGUCCCUCAGGAACUGUAGGACGUUUUCGACGUCCCAUAGUCGGGAAUAUUUAGGUUUCGGAGGCCUCUGAAGUCUGAUGCCCCUGAGGAGGCGGCAUAUCAACGGGUCUUUCCCGACGGGGAUCCCCUGGGCCGGAACGUGGGCCGCUGAAAUUGCGGAGCGCACGACGUUGAGGGAUCGAUAAGAUCGGCCCUUGGAGAAGAGAUGAGAGAGAAAAUUCAUGAUGGCUGUUAUAGGUGCAGUAAAGGGAUCGAAAUUCCGCUCACUGCACCAAGUAGACCAGGAGCUCCAUGCCGAUAAGUAACAUCGUCUGGUUCCUGGUGCCCAUGAGUCCCAUAGGAGAUCUCGAGAUGUUUGCGAUAACUCUUCGGUUUGCCAGGCUCCCCUGAAAGCGUCCAAGCCACCAGCGUGAGACGGUCUUCCAGGAUGAGCGGGUGUUGAUUCCCUCUCGGGUCCGUAAGGAGCAUCGGAUAGGACGGUAUGAGGAGGGGAUCUCUGUAGGAUGACGCUAGGAGAUCCGGAAACCAUGGUUGACCCUGCCAUAGGGGUGAGAUGAGGAGCAGGGAUCCGCGUUGGGUCUUCAGGUAUUGCAUCGUCCUGGCUACCAUGGCGAAUGGGGGAAAGGCGUACGCCCCCAAGGGUGGCCAAGGCUGGAGAAACGCAUCUACUGCCUUGCUCUCUGGGUCUGGGAGCCAGCUGAAGUAUUCGUCUGUCUGCCUGUUGUUGCGUGACGCGAAGAGGUCCAGGUGGAGGGGACCCUCCUGACCGAAAGGCGCUGGAAGAUCGCUGGGUCCAGUCUCCAGUCGCUGCUGUCUCGCCAGUGGCGUGAAAACCAGUCCGCUGUCAGGUUCGUUUCUCCCGGGAGGUAUUCUGCCAUGAGGGAGAUUUUCCGGGGUAGACAAAAGUCGAAAAUUUCCUUCGUGAUCUCUGAGAGGAGCCUGGAUCGGGCUCCUCCCAGGCGAUUGAUGUAGCGGACCGCUGAGAUGUUGUCCAUCCGGAGGAGGAUGCAGCAGUCUGUCCGGUCUCUCGCUAAGCUGCGGAUCGCAAACGACCCCGCUAGGAGUUCUAGGCAGUUUAUGUGAAGGUUGGUUUCUUGGGAAGUCCAAGUGCCUCCUGUUGAUCUGCCCUCGCUUGUGGCGCCCCAGCCCCACAGGCUGGCGUCUGAUUCCAGAACUAUGUCGGGUGCAUUCCCGAAGAUGGCUCGGCCGUUCCAAGCUUCCAUGCUGUCCAACCACCAUCCGAGUUCUUCCCUGACUUCUUCCGUUACCGGAAUGUUUUGGUCGUAGGAAGGGUUCUGACGGAGGAAGGAGGCCUUCAGCCGUUGCAUCGCCCUGUAGUGUAGUGGGCCCGGGAAGAUUGCCUGUAUAGAUGCGGACAGCAGUCCCACGAUUCGAGCCAGGCUGCGGAGUGGGAUGGUGUUGCAGCGGAUGACUCUGCGUAGUUCCUUCUUUAUGGCUGUGAUCUUUGAGAUCGGGAGCUGUAAGGUGCUGGUCUUGGAAUCUAUCUCGAAGCCCAGGAAAUGUAUCGUCUGGGCUGGGAGCAGCUCCGAUUUUUGGUAGUUCACCACGAAGCCUAGGGACGUCAGGAGUUGAAUGGUAUAUCGUGUGUGUUGUGUUAGACUGUACCUGUCUGAGGAAAAUAGUAGCAGGUCGUCCAGGUAGAUAAUGCAACGAAUUCCUUGAGUUCGUAGUUGUGAUACUACCGGCUUGAGGAGCUUGGUGAAGCACCACGGCGCUGAGCUGAGGCCGAAGGGGAGGCAUGUGAACUGCCAGGGUUGGUCUUGCCAUAGGAAUCUGAGAAAUUGGCGGUAAGACCCAUGGACGGGGACCGACAGGUAAGCAUCUUUGAGGUCCAGUCUCGUAAACCAGUCCCUGUCUUGGAGUAGAUCUCUCAGCAGGUGAAUGCCUUCCAUCUUGAAGUGCCUGUACGUUACAAAAGCGUUGAGUCCCUUCAAGUUUAUAACAGGACGGAAUUCUCCUGAUUUCUUUUUUACUAGGAAAAUGUUGCUGAAGAAGCCCUUUCCGUCGUGAGCCGGUUCUAUCGCUCCUUUCGCCUUGAGCUCCCGUAGUUCGCCGUCGACGUAGCCCCGAACUGUCUGGAGGAUCCAUGCGUCCGUGGAGAUGGUCGUCCAGUUCUGAAAAGACAGAGCAAUACGGCCUGCAGUGUAAGGGGUAAGUGAAACUAGAGACACUAGAUUGCUUACCUGUGGGGAAGCGUGCUCUGCCACGGUUACGAGGUCCUCUGCCUCGGUCUGCUCCUCGGGUGUAGGAGAAGGGUUGCCUGAAACCCACUUCCGGGUAGAAAGGCUGUGGUCUGUGUGACCGGGGGCCAGAAGGCCAGAAUCGUCUGGCUGCUCGGCCCCUGUAGCGGCCAGCCCGUCCAAAAACACCCCGACUGGGGUAGCCUCUGAAGACUCGUUUCAUAGACGUCUGAGCCUUAUUGAGGGACGUAAAGAUGUUAACAUGCUUGUUCAGCUCUUUUAAGAAAGGUUCUCCGAACAAUUUGCCCUGUGCCAACGGUCCCAACUCUUUGGUGCCCAAAUCCACCAGUUUUCCGUCAAUACGGAGUAAAGCUGCCUUGCGCCUCUCAGAGGAGAGGGCUACGUUGGUGUUACCAACAAAACAGAAGCACCGUUGUGCCCAUUCUCUAAUAUCAUGUGCCCACUCUUUGACCAUGCUAGAGUCAAAUUGCUCGGCCCUAGUGAACGCAUCAUCCGCCAGGUACAAUAUGCGGGAGAGUGGGCCAAUUGAGUCCAGCAGUUUAUCCUGGACCCCGUGGAAUCCUUUCUCCACGCCCCGCCGAGGGUCGCGGCCACCUCGGGACAUAAAGGUGUUCAUCACCUGAUCAAACUCCGGGGUCUGUGUUACGUGGUCGGGGAGCGAGGGGCGCGGGCAUUCAGAGCGUAGACGGUUGCGCACCGUUUUGUCAAGUGGUUUGCGUAGCCAGCGGUGCAUAAAUUUGGAGAGGUGGUCGGGGGGGUCCAGUCUCCAGAGCGUGGAUGGCGGAUAUUACGAGGGUCAAAUAGACGUUGCCCCGUGGGGUCUAGGAUGGUAUCCCCUUCUUGAGCAGGUGCGAGGUCGUCAGGCAACUGGAUGUCGUCCAGGAAGGUGCCUUGUAAGAAGCCAGAAUGGGAGCCGGGGUCCGAGUCCCAAUUGUCAUCAUGCGAAUCAGAGUCCGCGGCUUGCCACUCGUCUAACACGGCCAUAGAGCGCGUGUGUUCGUCCCCCUCAUCCGAGGAGUAGUGGGCAGGAGUAGGUGGGGUUGGUCUGUGGCGUUUAGAGGGUGCCUUACCCUUGCCUGGGGUAUCGCCCGCUUUCUCACCUUUCCAGUGACGUUUGGUGGGGCGUGGAUCCGCCUGUACGUGUGACUCAGAGGCCUCAGAGUCUUCAUCCUGAGGUUGGGUCAGCGUGGCUUUUUUAGAUUUGUCGGUAGAUGCCGACAUAACCCUGGACAGCGCUUUCUCCAUAGAAGCGGAGAUGGCGUCCGCAAUCAUAGACUGGAAGUCUGCAGGGGUUUGGGAUGCUUCCAUAGUGAUUUUGUGUUGGCACAGGGUAGAUGGGCUAGGGGUCAGGUAGUAGAGUAUGGAUUCAGUAAUAAUAAUGACAACACCCCAGCAGGAUGUGUGAUAGCACAGGUACAAUAAGCACCAGAGACCCCAGCAGGGUAAAUUGGGUUUUCUUGCUGGGCCUCACCCAGAAAUGUAUAUGACAGUGAGAGUGGCACGAAAUCCGCUCAAUCUGGUGUUAAGAUGGGAUUGGGAAGCCCCUUACCAUAUACAUAUACAUAGGUGGCACAAAAUCCACCUGAUGGCAGCAGUGAAAUAAGGGCCUCACCCUGUUAGAAUUGUAGGUGGCACAAAAUCCACCCAGUAAAUCAAUAAUAGUGGACUCACCACUCAAUAGGGCCAGCAGCCUCUGAAUCCAAUAAUAAGAAUGCCAGUGACCCCUGCCAGUUGUACUUCUUUGCGGUCUGCAAGCCGUCAGCACAGAACGGUAUAACACACCCCAGACGGCCGGGAUGUGUGUGUGGGUGUCUGGGAAUGAGUGGGUUGCGGCGGCGGUCGGCACUGCGCAGUCCGCGGUACUCCCAAAAUGGCGGCCGAGAAUCUCGCGAGACGCGAGAUCCAAGAUGGCCGCCGGGGAGCCGGGAAAGAGGUUUCCCGGCGUGCCGGUGAUCUAGAAAGCGGCUGGGGAGCCGCAAGGGAGUAUUAGGAGCAGGGUGAGCGUUACCCUGAGGGAAAUAAGCUGGGAGGCCAGCGGCAAAAAACGGGGGAAAAACGGAGGGAGAAAAAGGGAUGACAGAAACCCCUAAGAAGAACGAGCAGAGACAAAAUAGAACAAAAUCACAUAGUGAGACAUAAUAGUAAGAAUAAAAACCCCCCCAGGACAGGAGGGAGAAGUCCCCCAGAAGAAAACAGUAUAAAGUAAAAUCAAAUAACAUAUAAUACAGGAAUACAGUAAAUAUAAAGGGAAGAGCCUUGAAACUCUGACCUGUCUGCUGAUGGAGCAGUAAAGAAAGAGGGGGAGGAGCCUCAUCACUGUGAAUACUAUACCUCCUACUGCAUUUUUGAUUGGUUAAUGUUUUCACUUUUCUUUACUGCUAUGUGGAGUUAGUAAAGAGAGUUAUAUGCAAAAUAUGAAGCCUCCUGUCAUGUGGUAAAAUUGAAACACAAAACAAAGAAACAAUAACAACAGUAAUAUCUUCCUGCUUCCUCCACCAAUUGAAGAGAUCCAAGGUUAAAGAGCCUCACAAGAGAGGCUUCAGUUCAUAAUGUUGCCCGCCAGCAACUACAAUGCUUGUUAUGUAUCCUAUGUCCAAGGCACACAAUGCAUAAAUGUGAUAAUAAGCUGCACUACUUUAGAUAGGGAAAUGGUUAUUUUACGAUUGCUAAUAGCAUUUAAGAUAGUUACCACCUUUUGACAUCUUUUGUAGGUCUCAUAAGCUUUUGAUACUCUGGUUGUGUCAUAAACCUUUACUAGUGAGUGAAAAUGUACACACCUAGUAAACAUAGAAACAUAGAAACAUAGAAUGUGACGGCAGAUAAGAACCAUUCGGCCCAUCUAGUCUGCCCAAUUUUCUAAAAACUUUCAUUAGUCCCUAGCCUUAUCUUAUAGUUAGGAUAGCCUUAUGCCUAUCCCAUGCAUGCUUAAACUCCUUUACUGUGUUAACCUCUACCACUUCAGCUGGAAGGCUAUUCCAUGCAUCCACUACCCUCUCAGUAAAGUAAUACUUCCUGAUAUUAUUUUUAAACCUUUGUCCCUCUAAUUUAAGACUAUGUCCUCUUGUUGUGGUAGUUUUUCUUCUUUUAAAUAUAGUCUCCUCCUUUACUGUGUUGAUUCCCUUUAUAUAUUUAAAUGUUUCUAUCAUAUCCCCCCUGUCUCGUCUUUCCUCCAAGCUAUACAUGUUAAGAUCCUUUAACCUUUCCUGGUAAGUUUUAUCCCGCAAUCCAUGAACCAGUUUAGUAGCCCUUCUCUGAACCCUCUCUAAGGUAUCAAUAUCCUUCUGAAGAUACGGUCUCCAAUACUGUGUACAAUACUCCAAGUGAGGUCUCACCAGUGUUCUGUACAAUGGCAUGAGCACUUCCCUCUUUCUACUGCUAAUACCUCUCCCUAUACAACCAAGCAUUCUGCUAGCAUUUCCUGCUGCUCUAUUACAUUGUCUGCCUACCUUUAAGUCAUCAGAAAUAAUCACCCCUAAAUCCCUUUCCUCAUAUGUUGAGGUUAGGACUCUAUCAAAUAUUCUGUACUCUGCCCUUGGGUUUUUACGUCCAAGAUGCAUUAUCUUGCACUUAUCCACAUUAAAUGUCAGUUGCCACAAUUCUGACCAUUUUUCUAGUUUACCUAAAUCAUUUGUCAUUUGGCUUAUCCCUCCUGGAACAUCAACCCUGUUACAUAUCUUAGUAUCAUCAGCAAAAAGACAUACCUUACCAUCAAGACCUUCUGCAAUAUCACUAAUAAAAAUAUUAAAGAGAAUGGGUCCAAGUACAGAUCCCUGAGGUACCCCACUGGUGACAAGUCCAAGCUUCGAAUAUAUUCCAUUAACUACAACCCUCUGUUGCCUGUCACUCAGCCACUGCCUUACCCAUUCAACAAUAUUGGAAUCCAAACUUAAAGAUUGCAGUUUAUUGAUAAGCCUUCUAUGUGCAACAGUGUCAAAAGCCUUACUGAAAUCUAGGUAAGCAAUGUCUACUGCACCACCCUGAUCUAUAAUUUUAGUUACCCAAUCAAAAAAAAUCAAUAAGAUUAGUUUGGCAUGAUCUCCCUGAAGUAAACCCAUGUUGUCUCUGAUCUUGAAAUCCAUGUGUUUUUAGAUGUUCAUCAAUCCUAUCCUUUAACAUGGUUUCCAUCACUUUCCCCACUACUGAAGUAAGGCUUACUGGCCUAUAGUUGCCCGACUCCUCCCUAUUACCUUUCUUGUAAAUGGGCACAACAUUCGCUAACUUCCAAUCUUCUGGGACUACACCUGUUAACAAUGAUUGGUUAAAUAAAUCUGUUAAUGGUUUUGCUAGUACACCACUAAGCUCUUUUAAUAGCUUUGGGUGUAUUCCAUCAGGUCCCAUUGACUUAUUUGUCUUUACUUUUGACAGUUGAGAUAGAACCUCUUCCUCUGUAAACUCACGUGUAAUAAAUGACUCAUUUAUCCUUUUUCUCAACUGAGGUCCCUUUCCUUCAUUUUCUUCUGUAAAUACAGAACAAAAAUAUUCAUUGAGGCAGUCAGCCUGACCUUUAUCCUCUUCUACAUACCUUCCUUCUUUUGUUUUUAAUCUAACUAAUCCUUGUUUUACUUUUCUUUUCUCAUUUAUGUAUCUAAAAAUGUUUUAUCCCCCUUUUUUACUGACUGUGCUAUUUUCUCUUCUGUGUGUGAUUUGGAAGCUCUUAUAACUUGCUUAGCCUCUUUCUGCCUAAUCUUAUAGAUCAUUUUGUCUCCCUCACUCUGGGUUUUUUUAUAAUUCCUAAAUGCUAACUUUUUGUAAUGGAGACAGUGUGUGGCUGCUAACAUAAUUACAAAAAAUGCUUUCUAGAAAACAAAUAUCAAGUGAAAUAACAGUGCAUAUAAUACAGACCAGUAAAAUUAUAAAACCAUCAGCAUGUUUAUAUAUUAAUGUUACGAAUAAAUGUAUCUAAAAUAAGUUGGGCUGAAUAUCAUAUUGACAAGUAAAACUAUAACCUAAAAUUCAAUAUGCUUUGUUUAGAUUCCAUUAAGUAAGAUGAAUAAGGAUUGACAAAUCCCUGUUAAUUAAUGUUAAUAGCAAUAUAUAUAUUUUUAAAUAAUACAUUCUGGUUACUUUUGUUUCUGUAUAUUAUUUCCAUAUCAGAGAAAACAUUCUAUUAUUAUAAUAGAACUGUUCAACUUAAUUCCUUUAAACAUCUAUAACUGGUAAAAUACUGAAAUAAUAGCAUGGCUGCAACAAUUAUACAGUCACUUUCAUGUUUUUUAUUUUUAUGUCUUAGAUGAAACCUGAGCCAUCCCUCCUGGUUAGCAGUAAACUUGAAAAGAAGGCUGCAGGAACCAGCAAAGAAAGGACAAAGGGAGAAAAUCAUGGGGAGAAAGAUAUUUCAGCUAAACAAACUGAACCAAUGAGGAUUAAGAUCUUUGAAGGAGGGUGAGAUAACAAACCAUCACAUUAUAUAUUUUGGUGUGCAAAACGCGCAAUGUGUCAAUGUCUUUCUUCCAAGCUUCAGAUGUUAAGCCUUGUUAAUGUUAUAUUUGUGUUCCCCACAGGAUUUUAUUUUUGUUUACAUUUUGCGAUCAAAUGGUGAGAAAACAGGACUUUAAACUUGAGAGAACUAAUGAACAUAAAACGUCUUUCCUUGUGAUUGUAUUCCAUCUCGCCAGUCUUGCUGGCCGUUUUACCUGUACAUUAGUCCCACUAAGGGCUCGUUUCUUGAUACCAACCAGUCGCAGAUUAGCAAGUUUCUGGUAAAACACAAAAUCACACAUUGUGUAAAUUGUCAUAUAGCAGCCAGAUCUUGAAGGUAAAAAAUGCUCAACCUGGUCAUGCAUACUUCACUUGUGUUUGGAUAAAUCUGUGAUUUUAUGUCAUGCCAGACAUAUAUAAAUUAAUGAAUAAUUAUUUUAAAUAAUAUAUACAUUAAUAUGAGAAAUGAUUUGCUUGUUUAUACCAACUGCUUGUCCUUUGCUAUGCUUUAAUACAUGCUUAAAGGAUUACUUUAACUCUUUGGAGUGGUGCGAACUUUGUUGUGUGAAAUGUCCAAUUGGGCACUAUGCACAAGAUUCCCCCCCUCAGAUUGCAGUAAAACUUCUGAAAAACCUGCAUUACUGCCUUCCAUGACUCGUCAUCAUGUCACAGAGGUCGCAUGCGUUCCAAUCACAGGCUUCUCAUAGGUGGAGGAAAGGAGUGGGGAUGUGGAGGGAUAUUAUUAUUUUUUUAAAUAAAAGCUGCCUGCAAUGGAGGGAAGCGAGAGGGAGCACCCACAGAGUGGAAGGGGAGAGCUGCCUGCAAGGGGAGAAUUUUGACAUCUGUAGGCAGAGUGCAGUGUGCACGGACUACAGCCAUUAUUUUAAGCAAUGUCUCUUGUGCUGGAGGUGCGACUUGCCCCCAGCACACAAUUAACAACAUCUUUCUGUAUGUGCAGUGUUUCAAGCAGAAACACUGUACAUACAUAUUCCUACCACCCUGAUCGCUUCAAAUCAUAAAAGUGGUCAUGGUGGUUGGAGUAAACCUUUGAGGGUUUCAUUGUAAUUAGUCAAUAGCUGCUACUUGACUGUCCUUAUAUAGCUGCUGGUAACUCAUGUUGCUACUGUGGUAAAUAGCAUCUCUACUUGUAGUGCAAUGGUGUCAUAUUAGCCUUAAAACAUGCAUUAGGUUGUUCCCCUAAAGAAACAGCUUAAUGUGAUCUAAUAAAAUGAGAAUUUGAGUAGCAGAGCUGGGUCAUCUACAAAAUCAUUACAGUGUAAGAGCCAUCACACCUUCACAAGUCUCACAUGUAUCAAAAUGACCACACUUCAGUCAUAAAGGGAAAGGCCCCAUAAAUGACAAAGCAAAAGCCAGGAUUUUGAAAACUUUGCAAGUUUAUUAAAAAGGAAAAAAACUGGUAUAUCACCUUGACAUAAGUAUUCAGACUCUUUGCUAUGACACUUGACAUUUCGAUCGGAUGCAUUAUGUUUUUAUUAAAGCUUUUAUUAAAUUCAACCUGUGGCAAAUUCAAUUGAUUGGACAUGAUUUGGAAAUGAACACAGCUGUCAAUAUAAGGCCUCACAGUUGUAUAUAUCAAAAACCAAGCCUUAAGAUCAAAAGAACUGCCCGCAGAGCUCAGAGACAGGAUUAUGUCAAUAUAGGAAAGUGGCUACAUUUAGUGUUUACAAAAGCACAGUGGUCUCCAUAAUUCUUAAAUAGAAGACAUUUUGAACAACCAGGACUCUUCGUGUGGCUAGUCACCAGGCCAUACUAAGCAAUUAAUUAAGAAGGAUCUUGGUGAUAGACGUGACAAAAAAUCUGAUGGUCACUCUGGAUGAGCUCCAGAGGUCAUGUGUGGAGAGCGGAGAAACUUGCAGAAGGACAGUCAUCAAUGCAACAAUCCACCGACCUGGCAUAUAUGGCAGACUGAUAGAAGCCUCUCCUCACUGCAAUACACAUGAAUGCCCUAAAGGACUGUGAGUAAUAAGAUUCUCUAGUGUGAAGAAAUGUGGGUUGAACGGCUUGGCCUCAAUUCAAAGUGCCAUGCCUGGAGGAAACCCCUCACUGCUUAUGACUUGCGCAAUGCCAUUCAAACAGUGAAACAUAGUGGUGGUAGCAUCAUGGCCAUAGCAGUAACUGGGAGACUGGUCAAGUUUAAGGAAUACCCGAACUAAGCAAAUUACAGAUAUAUCCUUAAUGAAAACCUAGCCCAGAAUAUUUUUUUUUCAUCAUACCAAAAACUUGAUGCGGUAAUUGCUGCCAAAGAUGCUUAAACUAAGUACUGAGUUUAUAGUCUGAAUACGUAUGCAAUAGUGAUAAAUCUUUUUCUGUUUAAUAUAUUUGCAAUGGUGUUAAAAAUCUGGGGUAUUGAGUAAAGAUUUUUGCAGGGGAAAAAAUGAAUUCAAAAUAAGACUGCUACAUAAAAAUCUGAAAAUAACGAAGAGGUCUGAAUAUUUUCUGAAUGCAGUGUAUGUAUGACAAAUAUCACUCAAAAAGCAAAAAUACAAUGGGUAGCUUUUAUUCUGCUGCUGGAAUAAAUAUAUAGUUCUCAAAAAUAUAUAUUACAUUGGCCAUAAAUGGGACAGAUACAUGGCAUUGAAGGAAUCAUUUUUCAAUCUCUGUUAAAAAUUUCCACUUGUCUAAAAACGAAUAAAUAUUAGUCCCCUGGGAAAGUGCCUCAUCUGUAUUAUGAGAAAUCUGGCCCUGAUGAGGACUACUGCAAUAUAUGUCAUCCUGACAAGAUUAUUGCACAUCUACAUCAGAGAAUGCAAUCGGCAGUGAGUGCUACAAUAAGCAAUGCAUUCUGUAAAAUAGGUUUAAGAUUGAUAUUGAUGUCUUCACAGUAUCUUAAAAGAGGUCAAUAUUUUGUGUUUAUGCAGCACACUGUGAGUACAAAAAAGUGAGAAGGAAAGAUGUAACAUGUUUGCUCCCUUGUACAGAACCAAAAGUUCCUUUUCAGUGUCAAAAUUCCUCUUUUUUUAUUAACUUUCCCCAUGGCUGUUUAGGCAAUGGCAAGCUGUUGAUCACAACAUUAGCUGAGAUAUAAGCUACAUCUUGAUCAUAAAGAUAUAUUCAAUAAAUCCUUUGUUAAACCACACUGGAUCAAAGGGUAUAGUACCUCAAAACAUACUCCUCUUAGGCCCACAGUAAAAGUCAUCAUCACCUUGUGUUUACUAUAAAUAAUCAAUACUUUGUAGUUUUAUGAUAAAAGAAAGCCAGAUCUUUGCACUGGAAGUAUAAUCAGGCUUAUAUCAUUAUUUAAUAAUAGUCAAUCAUGCACAUGUAUUCACUGUGAAACCAUUCAAAACAGUUAGACAAAUUACACUGGGACAGUAUACAGUGAGCUUUAGUAGUCAUUUAGUGUGGACUAUAAAGGGACCCUAUAGUCACCAAAGCAAUUUAAUGACAGAGCUUCAGAAGCUUGUCUUAUGCUUAAGGACAAAAGGCCAUUUUUGCAUUUUUUUGCUGUUUGUAUUCAAACGCAAUUUGCAUCUCUGUCAUUUAUUGAACCAACACAUAUUAUACAUCGUUUUUUGGAGGGCAAGCAGGGCUUUAAUUUAAUGUCACAUAUGCAUAGAUACAUUCUCAUUAAUUAUAUAAAAAUGCCAAAAAAGUUAAAUUUAAAAAAAAACAAAUUCACAGUUUUGGCAAUAAUAGCAUGUGCAUAAUAUGUCCAGCUUAGAAAAAGUAAUUCAAAAUAAAUUCAUUAAUGUGUCUUGAUUUAUAAAGUACAUCAUAUGUAUAGGAUUUCAGCUUAUUUUGAAAGCUACAGGUCACAAAAUACAAGGAUUAAAAUAAAAUUUCAAUUUGCAACAAUUUUAGAAUUUUUGUCUUGUAGGUUUAGUAGCCAUCACAGAAAACAAAAUUGCCACACAAAAGUAUAUAUUUAUAUAAAGUAGACAUCAAAGGCUAUUUAUCUAAGGUUAGUUUGACACUUUUUAUGUAGCCAUUUCAUCGCAAAUCUCUGCUAAAUAUUGGAGUAAAAUUGUGUUUUUUCUUUAUUUUGGCAUAUACACAUAUAACAAGGUUUUUGCAAUGUGUAUUUCAUAAAGCUGGUGUGUGCUAUUCCUGCACAGAACCCCAUAUUGUGUUCAGCUACAUCUGCUGAGUAUAACGAUAACCCCAUUGUAUGCCUUUGGCACUUUUCUGUAAAGCUACAGUGCCAUAUAAGAGACAAGGCUAUUUCAGUUUCUAUAGUUAGAAUUUCCGUAGAUGGAUUUGACGGGCUUAUGUCUCAUUUUAGGGUAUUAUAGCAGUGUGACUGUUCAAAUAACCCCACAAAGGUCUUUCAUUUGACAAAGCAGACACCCAGGGUAUCUUAUAUGGUGUAUAUUGUGCCUUAACUUGUCACUAUUUUUUCACCAAUUUAUGUCAAUGUUUGGUUUUUUUUUUGGGGGGGGGGAAUUGCAUUUUUACAUAUAUGUUGCAUUUUUGCUGAGUAUUUCUUACACUUAAUAUGUACCACUGUCAUAAAAAUCCCCAAAUUAUACUCGGUUACACCUUCUAAAUAAAACAAUAUGCCCAAUGUAUGACCUAGACACUAUUUUGUGAAGUUAAAGUGCUGUAAAAGAGACGUGACAAGUUCAGGUUUUUAAGUGUGAAUUUUCAUGGAGGCUUUUGAUGCGUCCAUGUCCCACUUUGGAGCACUUGAGCAGUAAGCAGCACUAUUAAAUUCCCCAAUUUCCCAUAACUCCCACCCUCCCCAGGUAGCAAAACAUAUCAUUUUAAAAUAUUUAAAUUAAUUAAUUAAAUAAAUUGAAACCCUAAGGGGUUAAACAAAAUCAGAUCAAAGUAUAAUACUGUGAUCUGUAUUUUGAUCACUGUAGGUAGUGAUCAACUGGCAGGGAGGGGGUUAAUUUUUUUAGGACUGGGUAAAGGAGGGUGGGAUUUUUUUUAAACUUUAAAAAAAAAAUGUAUUACAUUUUUUUUUACUUUUUAAAACUUUUUUUAACGUUAAUCUCUAACUAGCCUAGCACCCAAUUCCCCACUAACUUACACCCACCCCAGCUAGCUAAAUAUACCAUUUUAAUAUAUUUAAAUUAAUUAAUAAAAUAAAUUGAAACCCUAAGGGGGGUUGAAAUCAAAAUCAACUGGCAGGGAGGGGGUUAAUUUUUUUAGGACUGGGUAAAGGAGGGUGGGAUUUUUUUUAAACUUUAGAAAAAUCAGAUCACAGUAAAAUGUAUACCCUGCCAAUUGAUCAAUGUAUUUUCAAUUGGCAGGAAAGGGGUUAAUUUUUUAUUUAAAAUGGAUAAAGGGGGGUGGGAUUUUAAUUUAACUUUAUUUAUUUUUUAGCAGGGAGAAGAUCACUGCUGAUCCGUCUCCCUGCACUUCACACUGAACCUGGAAGCCCAGGGAGGCGGUUCGCCAGUGUUUGUGACUAAGUGGCUACACAAAAAGACUGAACAUACCCCAUUUGCAACACCUUGGAUUGUCUUCUUUUGCAAAUGGUAUGGGGGUAAUUCUCAUUCCUUGGCUACCAUACGCUCUCAAAGGCAACUGGCACAUUUUAAUGUGAAAAAACAGAAAAAACAGAAAAAAACGAGCCUUAUAAUUGACCCUGUAACGUUAAAAAACACUCUAAAACCUGUACAUGGGGGGGUGGGGGGAGUACUGUUCUACUCGGGAGACAGCGCUGAACACAAAUAUUAGUGUUUCAAACCAGCAAAACAUCAAUGAUAUCAUCAGUGAAAGUGCCAUUUGUGUGGGAAAAACGCAAAAAACAUCACUUUCACUGACAAUAUCAUUCCUGUGAUAUGUUUUUACUGCAGCGAAGUCUACCGAGUAAAACAGUACCCCCCAUGUACAGGUUUUAGGGUGUCUUGGAAAGUUACGGGGUUAAAUAUAGUCCUGUCAAAUUUAUAUUCUCUGGACUUUCCCCAAAUUGCAAUCAAUAAAAUUACUUAAUUAUGUAAAAAUAUUACAUAAAUAAGCACGUAGAAUUUAAAUAUAUAUACAUAUUUAUAUAUUUGAAGUCUACGUGUAUAUUUAUGAAAUUAUUUUUGUAAUCAUACAUAAAGCGAUCACAUGGCCCGUGGGGCCUAAUUUGCAGAGGGGGGACUGUCUGGGCUGUCACAGUCCUCCCAGUGGAGAAGAAGACCGAUCGCCUGCAGGGGAACAAGUAAGUACGUAGGAUUAUAGUACGUCAGAGGUCCUUGGGGUUUAUUUUUACUUGUAUUUUUUAAUUUUAUUUUUAAUUUAUUUUACGAAGUGCCUUGAUGGCUUCCGAUGCUCUGUCUCACUGCCAGGCGCAAUGUGGGGCAACCAAGAAUUGUUCGCUCCGGGGAAACAUCGAGGCAUCACUGCAAUACCCGUAGAGCGCUUCCAGUGCUCAAAUGUGCCACGGACGUAUCAAGUACGUCCGAAGUCGUUAACGACCAGUUUUUGUUGGAUGUACCUGAUAUGUCCGCAGCUAUUAAGGGGUUAAAGGGAAAUUAUAGUGUUAGGAUUACAAUGCUGUGUUCCUAACACUAUAGUGCCCUCUGAUACCUCCCCUCCCCUGGGGCAUGUAAAGGGUUAAAAACACUUUAGUAACUUACCUGAUUCCAGCGCUGAUGUCCCUCAAUGCAGAUUUGGAGCUCUGCCUGAGUUACAGGGAGAACAUGAGACACAGGCGAAUAUGCAUUCCCCCACAGCACAAAAAAAAAGUCAUCUUGUUUCUCUUAACCUCCCUUUUAAAUGUCUUGUUCUCUUUUGUGUUUCUUAACCCCUCUUUUUAAUGUCCGACAUUAUUUGACAGGGGCUAAUGCGAUGCAUGGGAGCGCCUCGAGCGCAUUAGGCCAUCCCAUUAGGAGGGUAUUGUUUCAGUGCUUUCUUAUAGGAAUUUUACUUAUUCAGAGCGUUAGGACAUUUAGUGUUAUUAGGGUACCUAGAGUUUGUUAGCAGCCAAAAAAGUGCCUCUAGUGGCUGUGUGAUUGAUAAAAGUUAUUUUAAUAGUUCUAAAGAGAUUUAAGGAGAUACAUCUUCAGCAUUGGGGUAUUGUUUGUGUUGGGCUUCUAAAGAGGCCAACAAAUAGAGUAGGUCUUAUUACAUUUGAUUUCACAUUUUAAGGAUGAGACAUAUUUAAUAAAAUAAUGUCUUAUUAUGGGCAAACACAUGGUAUGAUGAGAUGUAUACAAGGUAGUGUUUUUGUGAGAAGUAAUCUUUAAGAAUCAGAUAAAUCUUGCUACAUGGUUGAGCCAUAAAGUGUCUACUACUAGUGUAUAAAAUAGUCUAGUGUUUCACCAUGCAGCCCAGAAUACUAAAUAUGCCUCUAUAAUCAUUCCCGACAUAUUGUAGAAUGAGAGUCCAGCUGAUUUAGAAUUAGAAACUGCAUGAUAAGCCUAUUGGAAAUUCUUAUGAAAUAACAAAGGCAUGCAUCCACUGGGGGAAUGUGUUUCCUGGACACUAUCUGCACAUACAAUCUCUUGUUUUUUAGCAAUAACAUACGUCUCCUAUGAGGCAUAUUCAUACCUUUUGCAUUAAUGCACUGUAGUAUCAGACCUAUUAUUAAAUAAAAAAAUGUUUGUCGCUCUUGCAUGCAUGAAAUCAUGCAGGCCCUCAGCCAUCCUAAUUUGAAAUAGAUAUUUAUGUGUUGCACCAAUGCAUUAUUCUGUCAGUAAUCCUUUUAUACACAUAUUGCAUAUUACACCUUUCUGCUAAUGGACAUAUUCUGCAGUUCUGUAUGUUUACAAUGGAAAGUACCUCAACAAAUAGUAAAAUACUGCUAGUGCCCCAGGCAAGUGAAUGAAGAAGAGUGUAUGACUGCUGAUUUACACCCAUAUCUAAAAAAUACUAGGCAACAUUUAAAACGUAUUAAACUUUGAUGUAUUUUGUUAGAAUUCUGGAAUAUUUUCAUUAUAUGGAAUAUAUAUAUAUAUAUAUAUAUAUAUAUAUAUUUAUUCUAACAUUAACCAUCACCUUAUGUUGCUGCUUCUUUAAUGAAAAUCUGCUCAAGGUUAUUCAUUGUUACCUAGCAACACCUGUAACUCAUGAUUUAUAAGCAAUUUAUUAUAUGUAUUCUCCGUACUAACCUAUGAAUUCACACUGCCUGAUUGCAACCCCAGUUAAUACCUUCCUAGAUGUAUAUAUAAACGGAAUAUAUGUAUUUAUUUUGCUGCAUCGACAACUGGCAGCUGAAAAGGUACUGUUGUAACUGAAAUGCCAAUGUAGAGAAAUAAAACACAUUUUCUCUUCAGAAAAUAACCCUGAACUGUGGUUCCUUAACUCCCACUACACAGGCAGAAUAAAAAUACUGGAACCCUAGUCCAUACCCUGCUCUUAACCCCGAAUUUAAAAAAAAUACAUAUGCAGUACUAAUAAUAUAUAGCUGUGAAGAGUAUGCUGUGGGGAAGUAAUUUGUUCGGGAGACAUUCAUAAACCACUUUAUCUUCGGGCCUGUGGUCAAUAUUGAUGACUGCGGAACCUAUCAAUGGCAUUAUAGUCCCAUACAUACACAGUUAUAUUCUCUCUCUCUCUCUCUCUCUCUCUCUCUCUCUCUAUAUAUAUAUAUAUAUAUAUAUAUAUAAAGAUAGAUAGAUAGAUAGAUAGAUAGCUACAUAUACAGGUUGUUAAAGUACUAAAGUUUUAAAUGUUGUACAGCUUAUUAUAAAGAACUGGUGACAGUACUAGUGUUUUUCUUUUUUUGCAUAACAAAGUGACUUAAGCUCUCAUUAUUUGUCUCCCGUAGUUUCAAGUCAAAUGAAGACUAUGUGUAUGUGAGAGGACGAGGUCGUGGAAAGUACAUAUGUGAAGAAUGUGGUAUACGUUGCAAAAAACCCAGCAUGCUGAAGAAGCAUAUCCGCACCCACACGGAUGUACGGCCAUAUGUGUGCAAACUGUGCAAUUUUGCCUUCAAAACGAAAGGUACAUAGUAAUGUAUUAAAUAUUGGUGGACUUGUUGUUAUAUUAAAUACCAAAACAAAAGUAAUGAGAUUUAUUGCCAGUGGUUUAAAUGAAAUUCAAUUCAAUCAAAAUUGAACGUUUUUAUUUUUCACCACAUAUUUAUUGUGAUCUUGUAAUUGCAGGCUAGAGAUUUUAGAAUUGCAAGUAGCCUGACAAAUUAGUUGUGCCUCCUAAGAAUUGGUUCUUAAAUUCUUUAAACACUUGUCAAUUCCUGAUACAGUUCUAAUUAAGGGACAAGAAAUGCAAGAACUGACCCAAUGCAUUCAAUUGAUAGUGUAUUGAAAGUAUACUACAAAUAAAGUUAAAUAAUAGAAAGAAAAAAAUAUAUUUAGGUCUCUAAUGUUUCUGCAAAUACAGUGUAAGUUGAAGCAGCAGGCAGACACCCCUCUGAUCAGGAAGAAGCCCCACAAAGGCUUAUUCUGGAUUUUUAUUAUCCCAUAAACUGCUGUCCAACCUAAGUCAAAUUCCUCAAUUAGCUGAGAAGACUCAGUUUUGUGAUCUAUGCAGGGGCACCUCAGGCUCUUUCCAGGUGAUGACAGAGAAGUCCAUAUGAUGACCUUUGCAAUGAUGCAGUGGUUUAUGCACUUAGAGUAACCCUUUAACUUCAGUGAUUUUCUGAAAUGUUUCUUCUCUGUUUAAUGGGAAAAUUACUGUGUAUUUUUAUGGUCCCGAUUGAACAAGAAAUAGUACAUUACCUUUCUCUCGUGCUGUAUAGGAAGACAAACUUUACCCACCUCUGUAACCACAGUUGAGUCACAAAACAAAAUACAGUUCACAAACAAAACAAAAAUGCUCACAUACUCAAUGGAAACCCACAAACAAGCCAUAAUUAAUUGUUCACAGUAAUACUACAUAUGAAAAUGUUUAGUAUUAGCUAAUACUAUGUUUCAGCUGUCACUUGAUGAAUUGAUGAGUCAAAAGCUAAAAUAAGUGUUACAUUCAUGCCUACAUGUUAUGCUUUUUUGUGCUAUUUUAAUUCAAUGAAUUUUUAUACAAACAUAAAAUCACAUAAAGGAAGAUGUGUUAAUAACAUAAAAGUAGUUCUUUCACUCCAUUGUCUUGGCAAACAUUACAUUAUACAGAACACGUAUGCGUCCAAUUACUGGGGUAAACUUUUUUUAAGGUAGAUUUUUAUUUUUCUCAAGUUUAAAUUUUUCAGUUAAAAAUAUAAUAAUAUUGUAAAUUACUCAACAUUAACUCAAUAUUAACAGAGGCAGAGUAUGAUCAAUACAAAAUAACCAAUAACAAAAAAUUCAAGGUAACCAUUGAGGAAAUAAAAUUGAUCAAACAUCCAUUUCAUUUUUAGCACUUUCAUAACAUAUCUCUUGGGCACUUUUAAAAAAUAAAUCAAUAUUUAAAACGUCAGACUCCAUGCUUUUUUUGAUAUUCACAAGAAAAGUAACAAGAAUUAUACCUGUCCUUUAACCUUGAAAUUUUACAGACUUGAGACCUUGUACAUACAUAUACAAUGCACUGCCAUAUAUUCUUCACACUUCUCAUGUUACACAAGGCGUAGCAUAUUAGCAUAAGCUUCAAGUACGAAAAAAAUUAAAUAAAUUACAUUUCUCCUGCUGCCGCUGUGGCUCCCCCUUUUUUCAAUUGCCAUUCAUUGUCAAUCAGUGUGACUACUUGUUUUUACCUCCACAGAUGCAGUUGUCAGAAGCUAUUUAAGGCACUUUGUUUUUCACCACACUAAAGGACAGUCACUGACACUACUGACUAGAUGUGUGGAAAAGCUUUUUUCUUGUAAGGGUUGUAGGGGUGAGUGGGUAAUCAUUUGCCCACUGACAUUUUACAAUUAUUUUUGGAUAGAUCCCAUAUUUUGAACUUGCAAUGAUCCCUGCUCCCUGUUUCAUUAAUACAAGAUAACAAAAGGAAAAAUAUUACGUUAUUUCACUUCCUAUUUUUUUUAUCAAUCCAGAUAUAAAAUAAAAUAAUUUUGACAUUGCAAAAUGGCUGGUAUUAUGUAGUCAUUAGGUAAUUUUUUCAUUUCAGCAUAGUCUAGUUCACCAUUUUUACCAAUUACCUUCCUGAAUUUUUUUGGGGAGGGUUUCAAAAUUCACCCAAGCAAAGCAGAGGCAUAAAACCAAAUUAUUCCUUUCCCCCCAAUUUUUUUUUUUUCUGUUGAAGUGGUUCUCAAGAACCAAUUUCUUUUCUCCUGUACACAUCUAGUUCUCAGUGAUUAAAUAAACUACAUGUGACAUGAUAACAAGAAAGGGAAAGUUUCUCUACUGGGUCAUUUGUAAACUGAUGGUAAAUAUUUGUAAUACUGAGAUCUAAUUUGUGACUGAUAUUGCAAUACAAUAUAUGUGUCAGCGCUAAAAUAAAUAGUUCUGGGAUUAAAACAACAGACUUGCAGACUCCAGAUGUAGCUUAAUUAUGAGCUAUAGUCUACUUAUAAUGCCAAUCGUUCACACUAACCGACACAAAGCAAAGUAAAGAGAGCUGCUCCACGCUGACUCUCCCUGACAGAUUUUCCUGAUGUUGCAUUUCUGUCAUGGGCAAUGUCUAUAAACUCCUUGUUGAUGUGGACAGUGCUGGGAGGGAUGGCACAAGCAGCAAAACAGAAAAGGCAUUCAGAGAAUAGUUUGCUUUUAUGGAUCUAUCAGUGGGUCAGUUUCAUGUUUAUCAAUAAUAUAAAGGCCCACAGACUCCCCGGUGGACCACUCCAUCCGUAGCUGAAUGAAUUAUUGAUAGAGUCCUGAUAGCUAGUGUUCACAUACAUUCAUCAGCAGAGAAACAACUUCCAUUUGAUGCCACGGGUCCUGAGACACAUUUAUUAAUUUAAGCCAGUUUGCACUGAAACCCUGGAAAUCAAUACGGUCUGCAAUAGAAUACUUGUAAGAUUUCAAUUUAGUCUUGUAUGUAAGCUAUUAAAAUACAGGUAAAACAUGAAAUUAUCUUAUUGUAAACUUAUCCUCACUAGAAAGAGUGUAUUUACUGUAGGGUGAAUUAGGCAGCAGGUACAACAGAUAGAUGUGAAGAUAGUGGCUGUGUUUGCUAAUGGGAUGCCACCCCUAAUAGCUUUAAUUUGCUCAUUCUUAAUGCUGUAAUCUUGAAGACAGAGUAUUCAUUCAGCAAUUAAUAAUUUAGAUGUGUGAUGGUUCAUGGUCAGAUCUAGAUGUUUUUUUUGUUGUUGUUUUUUUAAAUCUCUUUAUUUUGAAGAUUCUAUUUUAUGGGGUAGGGUACAGAAAGAAGAAUCUGGGGGUACAAGUUUAUAAUAUAUACAUUGCAUAAUAUAUGCCGAAAUAGGUUUCGUUGUGUUGUCUCUGUAUAAAACAUUAACAUUUGCAGAAAGUAAUAUAAAGUGUGGAUACAGUUAGCUGUUUGGUGUUACUUCUCGUAGUUGUAUAUACUGUUUCGUAUUGGAUUAGUUCCAAUUCUUCUUCCCAUAUUUAUUCUUAUGUAUUUGUGGCCUGGCUGGCCGGUUUUGGGAGGUGGUGUUGUCAUGUUAGGUGGUGUGUUUUCGUCUUCUGUUUUUGUGUGGUCUGUGGGGUAACAUGGGAUGGGUGUGUAGACCUCUUGUUUUUGGCCGUUUAGUUAUUUUCUAAUAAUAUGCUGGUGUCUGUCGGCGUGGCAGUGGUGUGGGCGUUGGUCGUCUCCCUGUCUUGGCUGGUUGGUGAGCCGUUUGGUGUGUCUGGAACGUUUGUGGUUAUGUUGGUGUGUGUAUGGUGGGGAUGUAAGGAGGCUUGACUGACUGAGGUCUAGUGUGGGAGGUGGUGUAUGUUCAUGUGGUGUGUGGAGUGUGAGGAAGCAGGAGGCGUAGUUAUGUAAGUGUGUGGUGGGAGGGACACAGUGAGGAGUGGAGGCUAGGGGAGAUGGAAAGAAGGGGGAAGUGAGAAAGGGAGAAGGAGGGGAAGAAAGAAGAGAGAAAGAACAGAAAGAAAAAAUUGAACAGAGAAAGAGAAAAAAAAAGGGAAAAAAAGAGGGGAGGGAGGGUAUCCAGAUGUGGUGGGAUGGAGAGUGGUUAAUGGAUCUAGGUAUUGUUUUAAUCAGUAUUUUUACUGUAAAUGAGGAUUACCUAUAGAUUGUCAAAUAUAUUGAAACAUUUGAUAUCAACACUAGCGCUAAAUUUAAAUUUCCUAUAGAAAUAAAUCAAAUUUAAAAAAACAAGUGCUACAGUAAUUCGAUGAAUAUUAAUAAACUAGUAGAUUGUAGAUUAUUCAUAUUUUGUGAUGAGUAAGGCUGUUAGAUAUUCUGAGGGACAUUGCUGAGAUGGAGCUAACAAAGACUAGACCCCUGAGUGGGGUCCUGAAAGAACUGAUAAAAGUAGAAACAUUCUCGAUUAAGCUAUAAUCACAGUUUGACUGUUAUAACCUGAAUUUCAAAUACAUUUUUGAGUUCACCACAAUUGUUUGUUUGUGGAAUAAAACCAUUAUCUGUAAACUAUAAUAAUUUCACUGAUAUAGCUAACAUCAUAAACCCGGUGUGGGCCAUAGUGCUUUGCAAAGUAAUGCGUGGUACAACUGUAGCACUCAAAGCCACCCUUAAUCGCCUCUUGUUCCGGGGGGCCCUGGAGAUGGCCGGCUGGCCACCUCAGGGCCCCCCCGAGGCUGGCAUGCACUGAUGUUGCGGGCGGCGAGGGAGCACUGUCCCCUGAGCUCUCCCUGCUCAGCCGGAAUAUGACGUCACUCUGGCCCCGGCAUCCCUAAGAGGCACACGAGGGAGCUGAAUGGGAGGAUCGGAGCUCCCUCGCCGCCCGCCUCCUCGCUCACCUGUCUGCCAGACCUCCCGACCGCCCGCCUAACUGCCAAUCUGCAGCCAGCCCCACUGGACCACAGGGAAAAAAUCCACUCCAGCACUCCCAAAGGUAGGAGGCUGGAUGGAUUGAAACGUAUUUAUUUAUUUUAAAUUGUGAGUGUGUUAGUCUGUUGGUGAGUGUUGGUGUAUGUCUGUUAGUGAGUGUGUGUGUUAGUGAGAGUGUGUAAGUUUGUCUGUUAGUGAAUGUGUCUGUUAGUGAGUGUUAGUGUGUCUGUUAUUAUUAUUAUUAUUUAUACAGUUCCAAUAAAUUCCGCAACGCUUUACAGUGGGUGGACGAACAAACAUGUAGUUGUAACCAGACAAGUUGAACACACAGGAACAGAGGGGUUGAGGGCCCUGCUCGAUGAGCUUACCUCCUAGAUGGAGUGGGGUAAAGUGACACAAAAGGUAAGGAUAGUAUUAGACUCAUGGCAGUUGCAAGAGAGGAAUCAGUCGGGAGCUAUUAACAGUUUAAUUGAUACGCUUUUAUAAAGAAGCGGGUUUUUAACAAUUUUUUGAAGGAGUAGAGUCUGGGUGAGCAUCUAACGAAGGAGGGAAGUGAGUUCCACAGGAAUGGUGCAGCCCUCGAGAAGUCUUGAAGGCGAGCAUCAGAGGUGGGAGUUCGGACAAAAGAUAGACGUAAGUCUUCAGCAGAGCGUAAGGGCCUAGACGAGACAUACUUGUGUAUUAGGGAGGAUAGAUAGGUGGGAGCAGCAUUAAGUAGAGAUUUGAAAGCAAGCAGAACCAGAAGAACCAGAAUUUUAAAUUGAGCCUUAUAUCUUACAGGAAGCCAAAGUAGGGACUGACAGAAGGGUGAGGCGUUUGAGGUGUGUAUGUGUCAGUGAGUGUGUGUCUGUCACUGAAAGUGUAUAUGUGUUUGUCAGUGAGUGUGUAUGUGUGUUUGUCAGUGAGAGUGUAUACGUAUUUGUCAGUGAGUGUGUAUGUGUCUGCCGGUGAAUGCGUAUCUGUCAGUUAGUGUAUAUGUGUGUCUGUCAGUGAAUGUGAGUGUGUGUGUAACUCUGAAUGAGUGAGUGUGCAUAUCUGUGAAUGUGUAUAGUUCAGUGAAAGUGUGUGUUGGUUAAACAAUGUGUGUGAAAAUGACUGUGUAUCUGUGAGUGUAUGUCAGUGCAUGCAUUAGUGAGGGCGUGUGUCUAUCAGGAAGAGAAAUUUGGAAGGUGGAGCCGGGGUGCCUGAGUUAUGUCAUGCCUAGGGCAGCACAAAAACAGAAUACACCACUGCUCAGAGGGUUAACUGGACAAUUUUCGGUAUAUAAUAUAACUGCAAGAACCAGUUAGGAAUCUAUUUUAAAUUUAGAUGACUUACAAGAGGAUUUGAGAUAAAUGACCUGGAAAUAUCCCCUUUUCUGUAGUUCACUCAUCCGUACCUGUCUGUCCCCUUAUAGGAAACCUAACAAAACAUAUGAAGUCGAAAGCACACAUGAAAAAAUGCCUGGAGCUGGGAGUAGCAAUGACAUCCGUAGAUGAUGCUGAAGCAGAGGAAUCAGGUACGUCACAUGAGUUUAUUUAGCUUUUUCAGUGUGUGUGGGUAGAUGAGCCACCCACGCAACUGCCUGCCAUUGGAGAUUAAAUAUAGAGUAAACCAGAGCUUUGCAACUAUUCAUUUAAAGGGGCGAUUUUUCUUAAAAAUAUGUUUCUACCCUAAAAAUCUAAGCAUAUAUUGGUUUCAGACAUUCAGUUGCUAGAUGUGUUUUGUAUCCUAUGGACCACCUAUACUAUAAUAAAUUACAUUUUAGGGGCACACCUGAAAAUGGAAAUAGCAGUUGGCAGAAGCUAGUAAUAUAUAAAAGAUAGAAAGUACAUGACCGUAAACUGAAGGAAAAUCUCAAUGAAGAAGAGAAACCUGUAUCAUGUAUUUUUCUUCAGUAUGGUUUUCUGUAAUGAUAAGCAUGAUUUUUUUUGCAGUAGGCUCAUUGCCUUUCCUACUAGCUUUCUUAUUUUGCUUUUUUUUUUUUUUGUGAAAACAGUUUAAUUUAUUAUACGUUGCUACCUUACUACCAUUUCUGUUGGUAUUCUUCCAUGCAGGAAGAGACUUGGCCUUAUAGUGCUUUAGCUAAGGGGCAAGCUACCUUCUGCACUCCCAAUGUUGUGGACUGUAUCUCCCCUGAUACUUUGCCAGCAUUGUGGCUAUAUGAGCAUUAUGGGAGCUGUAAUCUACAGUUUUGGAAGUGCUGAUGUUUGCCUGCCCUUUCUUUAGUUAGUAGAGUGUGUAUUCUUAGUUACAUAUAACAUUUGUUUCUAUCCCAAUUACGAAAUUUCAAAGUUUGAUUUUUAAACCCAUGACAACUUGUGAUGCUUUUACAGGAAAUUUCCUUUAAAUAAAUCAAAACAAGAUUCACAAAAUAUUAAUAAGUUUCCGUCAGUAUUACUUUUAAUAUAAUUAGCACUUUAAAUUAGAGUUGGUCAGUAGGUGUUUAACCCCUUAACGACCGAUGACAGUUCAGGACCGUCAUCAGAAACCCUUGAGGACUGACGAUUGUCCUGAACUGACAAAAUUACUUACCCGAUCGCCGCAGUUCCCCUGCUGGCGAUCGGCGUUACUCCGGGUCUGGAGGGACUGCCUGACAACCCAGGCAGUCCCUCCUCUGCAAAUUAGGCCACCGUGGCCAUGUGAUCGCUCUAACAUGGCCGCAAUAGAUGUCCAUGUAUCUGCCUGCAGGGGGACUGACUGUGCUGACAAAAUAAAAAAUAUAAAUAAAAAUAUUAGUAAAUAAAAAAAUAAUAAUAUAUGUAUUUUAUUUAUUUAUUUAUAUAUAUAUAUAUAUAUAUAUAUAUAUAUAUAUAUAUAUAUAUAUAUAUAUAUAUAUAUAUAAUAUAUAUAUAUAUAUAUAUAUAUAUAUAUAUAUAUAUAUUAAAAAAAAGUAAUAAGCCCUUGCACUCCAACUCAAAAAAACAAUGAUACCCGGUGCUCUGGUAGCUAAGCACUAUAUACAAAAAAGUACCGGCACUCCAAGGAUUUCCAGAAUGUAAUCUUCUUUAUUCUAAAUGACAUCAACGUUUCAGCUCCCUUACAGAGCUUUAAUCAGGAUAAACCUGGAGUUGGCUAGACCAAGGAGUUGGCUAGACUCCCAAAUAUAUAUAUAUAUAUGAAACAUGGGGGGUGGUUGCACUCACCUGAACAUGCUUAAAUGGGGUGCUGCUGGGGGCCAUAUUAUACAAUAAACAAUACACAAGAUCCAGCGCACUCUCCUAUCUACUAAACAGCAACUUCAAUGUUGAAACAUUUUAUUAGUUUUUUUUUUUUAAGUUUUUUCUUAGCGUUUUUUUUUUAUAUCUUGUGUAUUGUUUAUUGUAUAAUAUGGCCCCCAGCAGCACCACAUUUAAGCAUGUUCAGGUGAGUACAACCACUCCCCCUUGUUUCAUAUAUAUAUAUAUGAGUUUUAAAAAAAAACUAAUAAAAUCUUUCAACAUUGAAGUUGCUGUUUAGUGGAUAGGUGAGUGCGCUGGAUCUUGUGUUUUGUAUUAUUUGGCCCCCAGCAGCACCCCCAUUUAUGCAUGUUCAGGUGAGUGCAGCCAACCCCCCCUUGUUUCAUAUAUAUAUAUAUAUAUAUAUAUAUAUAUAUAUAUUUGGGAGUCUAGCCAACUCCUUGGUUUUGCACCCCUCCCUGUUACAGGUGUACUGCAGAGAGCCUCAGAUGGAAUUUUUUUCCCCAAGUUAGUGAGUUUUCACAUAAGAGUAGACAUUAGACUGUAAGAGUAGGACCUGCCAAAGAUGGGGUACAUUGACGUUGUCGCAGGCUUAUGCAAUGUAUGGUACAAAAGUAUAAAACAAUCAAGUAAAAAUGGCGCUAUAAAAUCAAUAAGAAUAAUAUCACUAACAAAGGCUAGCAAGCACUAAUAAAAGUGAAAUAGCUCUAAAACCACUCAAAUAGAAUACAAAAAAAGAACAAAAGUGCGCUGUGCCUUUAAGUGCUAAUGUAACAAUAUGAACAAUUUGUAAACAAAUACUGAUCCAACAGUAGUGAAUAAAGUGCAAAUAAAUUUUAUCCAGUAGUUAAUACCCUGUGAAUAUGUGCUCUUUGUGAAGUUCAAACAAAAAAAGCACUUACUCCUUUAAAUAUAGAAACUGUUGACGAUUGAAGGAGUAUCUCUUUAAAACGCUCCACAUAGAAAUAGAAAAUAGGGGAACAAAAGAACACAAUAUAGUGUAACACUGUAUAACAAAUGUAAUCAGAAGAUAAUAAAAGAAUACCACUCACAAUGGUAGAGCAGAAUAAAGUCUGCUCCAACUAUAAAAGCUUUCAAAUCCUCUCAACAGGAUUCUGUAGGAUAGUAGAUAAAUGUGCUUGAAGCAAGCAGGACGGCACCAAAUAAAAAUAAAACUUUUAUUGGUAUAAAAUUACACAGUGAAUCAUCACCCCUCUCCCUGGAAAGCCAAGCUGGUUCAAGUCCCCUUCUGACUCGCGGCAUGCACUUGCGGUCUUCCAGUGGUUAGAUGCUUCCGAGAAUAGGAGGUGCUGUUGACACGUAAUGACGUUGUGCGUCCGAAAAACGUGAUGACGCGUUUCGCCUUAACGGCUUCCUCAAAUCACGUUCGGGUGGUUGCCGUCUCUCAAAGUAUAUACCCGUCUGUGUAGCCAUGGUAUCAGCUUCAAUAGUCCCAAAUGCAAUCAAAGUCCGUGGACUCCAGGGCAUAUUGCCUAAAUGUCUCUUUAUAAAAAUGUCCAUAAUCUCAAAAAUCAUGCAAUGUAUGAUCAUAUAAUGUAACUAAAUCCCCAUUAUUUUUUGCCUAGAUUAGGUGUUUUUUUAAAAAACCUUUAGAAAAAACUUUUUAAAAAACUAAUAAACUCUGUCAACAUUGAAGUUGCUGUUUAGUAGAUAGGAGAGUGCGCUGGAUCUUGUGUAUUGUUUAUUGUGUAUAAUAUGGCCCCCAGCAGCACCCCAUUUAAGCAUGUUCAGGUGAGUGCAACCACCCCCCAUGUUUCAUAUAUAUACAUAUAUUAUAUCUAUAUAUAAUAUGUAUAUAUAUCUUGUAUAUAUAAUGUAAUACUAAGAGUAUUUUUAUAUUAAUAUAUAUAUAUAUUAAUAUAAAAAUACACUUAGAAUUAAAUUACACACAUAUAUACUAUAUAUAUAAUCACUAUAUAUAUAUAUAUAUAUAUAUAUAUGUAUAUAUAAAUAAAAAUAAUACGAUAUAUAUAUAUAUAUAUCCAUAUACAUAAUUACAUAAAUAAUUUCAUAAAUAUACACGUAGACUUCAAAUAUUUAAAUAUGUGUAUACAUAUUUAAAUUCUAUGUGCAUAUUUAUGUAAUAUUUUUACAUAAUUAAAUAAUAUUAUUGAUUGCAAUUUGAGGGACCUGCCUGACAACCCAGGCCGAAAGUCUAGAGAAUUUAAUUUGCUAGCACUGUACAAUGUAUCUUUGCAUGACACCCUAAAACCUGUACAUGUGGGGUACUGUUUUACUUGGGAAACUUCGUCGAACACAAAUAUUAGUGUUUCAAAACAGUAAAACAAAUCAGAGCAUAAUAUUGUCAGUGAAAGUGAAGUUUUUUGCAUUUUUCACACACAAACGGCACUUUCACUGAUGAUAUCAUUGUUGUGAUAUAUUUUACUGUUUUGAAACACUAAUAUUUGUGUUCAGCGAAGUCUCCCGAGUAUAACAGUACUCUCCAUGUACAGGUUUUAUAGUGUUUUUGAAAGUUAUAGGGUCAAAUAUAAAGCUUGAUUUUCCGUUUUUUCAAUUUGCCAGAUUGGUUAUGUUGUCUUUGAGAGCGAAUUGUAGCCCAGGAAUGAGAAUUACCCCCCAUGAUGGCAAACCAUUUACAAAAGAAGGCAGCCCAAGAUAUUGCAAAUGGGGUGUGUUCAGUCUUUUUUUAGUAGCAACUUAGUCACAAACACUGGCCAAAAUUAGCUUUUUAUAAUGUUUUUUUUUUGCAUAUUUAACACACAAACAAAUGUAAAUGCUAACUUUGGCCAGUGUUUGUGACUAAGUGGCUACUAAAAAAAACUGGACAUACCCCAUAUUGAAUACACUGGGUUUUCUACUUUAAAAAAAUAUGUACAUGUGAGGUGUGAUUCAGAGAUUUAUAUAUAACAAUGUCACUAUUGAUCAAUUUUUAAAAAAUAUUUAUUUUGUACUUAUAGCCCUAUAGCUUUAAAAAAAAGGAACGUAAACACUGGGUGUUUUUAAACUCAGGACAACAUUUUGAAUCUAUUUAGCAGUUUUUUUUCACCAGCUUUUGUAGAUGAGUAAAAGAUUUUUCAAGUAAAAGUAAAAAAAAUGUGUUUUUCAAUUUUUCACCAUAUUUUUUUUUUUUUUUUAAGUAAGUAUUAUAUGACAUGAUACAAAUAAUGGUAUGUAAAGAAAGCCAUUCUUGUCCUGAAAAAAACAAUAUGGGAUAUUUGUAUGGGAACAGCAAAUGAGAGAGAGGAAAAUUACAGCUAAACACAAACACCACAAACGUGUUAAAACAUCCCUGGUCCUUAAAGGACCACUAUAGUGCCAGAAAAAUAAAAUUGUUUUCCUGGCACUAUAGUGCCCUGAGGGUGCCCUCACCCUCAGGGUCCCACUCCCGCGGGGCUGAAGGGGGAGGAACGGGGUUAAACACUCACCUUUUUCCAGCGCUGGGCUCCCUCGGCACUGGAGACUCUCCUCCUCCUUCGGUCGUCAUUGGCUGAAUGCGCAUGCGCGGCAAGAGCCGCGCGCGCAUUCAGCCAGUCCAUAGGAAAGCAUUCUCAAUGCUUUCCUAUGGACGCUGGUAUCUUCUCACUGUGAAGCGCGGAAGCACCUCUAGCGGCCGUCAAUGAGACAGCCACUAGAGGCUAGAUUUACCCAUAUGUAAACAUAGCAGUUCUCUGAAACUGCUAUGUUUACAGUAGGCAGGGUUAACCCUAGAGGUACCUGGCACCCAGACCACUUCAUUGAGCUGAAGUGGUCUGGGUGCCUAUAGUGGUCCUUUAAUGUACAGCAUUGCCAAAACAGUCCGGUCCUUAAGGGGUUAAACAAAGGCACCUGGGGACAUGUAGUGUCAGCAACCAAUUAGAACCUACGAUCACAAUGGCUUGAUUAGAUUUCUGGUUUCCUAUGUGCAAGGAAGAGUAAGUUGUGAUGUUGAAUGCUUUCCACUUCAAGACAGGCUGUGUUAGUGAUAAAUCUUUAAUGAAUUUUGAAUAAUAAAAUCAAAACAAAUACCUAUUGAAAUGAUAAAAAACAAUGUAUUUAAAUCCUGAUUUGACAUUGUUUAAUACUUAAACUAUUACUUAACUAUUGGUCAAUUAUAUUUUUGAAGUGCAAUAGUGUGAUGAUAUAACUGUUCUUUACUAAAGGUGACAAAUAGUAGAAUUUUAUUACACUUUUGCUUAUUUCAGGAGAAAAGUAAAAAUUUCUCACUUUAUUUUCCUUCCUUUUUAUAGUGAGAGUAUAUCUGUUUUCAAGUGUUAAAAUUAUAAACAUUUCAAAGUCAUAAAUCCAUGGAAAAUUCAAUGUAAAUAAGUAAAGCUGACUACCCACCAUCAAAUUCAACAAAAAUAUAUUUUUAUCGUAGUUUUACAAAGUGAAUGCUGGAAUUCAGACAAAGAGUCAUUUGCUUUAAAUCAACUGGCAGUAUGGUCUAGGAUUUAGCACACAUCUGUAAUAUCUCUCCCAUAACCUACAGUUCAGUAGUCUUGUAUGUGUGCUAUUAUUACAGGCAUUGAUCAUUUGGAUUGUAUUAAACACUCCAGCACUUGACAUUAUUUGCAUGUCAUUAAUGUACCAAGGUGGCAUUUUUAAACGUGUAAAAAAAUGAACUUUUUAAUUUGGCAUAAUAAAAUCCUGAAGCUGUUAAUUUACUUUUAAUCAUUAUCCAACCAGUAUGACUACUGCUCAGUGCUGUCAUUCUUCUUAUUAAUCAUUGACUGUCUUUUUGCUAGAAUUCACGCUUUUAAAAAUAUGUUUAUUAUUUUUUGCCGCUAUUCAUAUCUUCUACAAAUCAUUGGAAGUAAUACAUAUAGGACAAUGCAUUUAUGUUAUUUUGAUAAGAAAAAAAAAGUAUUGAUUUGUAAAAACAUUUUUUUCUUCAGGAAGUAUCGAAGAAACACAGAAAGAAUCUGAAAAGAAUGUCACAGCUAACGAUCACCAGUUUUCUGAUGCUGAAGAAUCAGAUGGAGAUGAUGGUGACGAUAAUGAAGACGAUGACGAUGAUGAUGAUGAUUUUGAUGAUAACCAAGGAGAUAUAACACCAAAAACAAGGUCAAGAAGCACUAGCCCUCAGCCACCCAAGUUUUCAACAUUAUCUGUCACAGCUGCUUCAGCAUCCCAGAGAACUUCACCCGAUGGCUCCAUAGGCCAUUCCUCCUUAAUGACUUAUUUAUCAACUUUGCCCAGUAUUCAAGUUACACAUCUCAUGACACCAAGUGCUAUGUGUGGAGAUUCACAAGUGAUGGAAUAUCAAAGGCUUUUCCUAACCCGAGAUAGAAUGGAUAUAUCUGGCAGCAUGGAUGAGGACUAUAUGCUUACAUCUGAACCUAGUUCUUCUCCCAAGGAUUUCUCUUCCUGCAGUCACCAUUCUUCACCAGGAUAUGAUUCUUCCCCUUGUAGAGAUAAUUCUCCAAAGAGGUACUUAUCACUUAGAGGGGAUUUGUCUCCCAGAAGGCACUUAUCACCAAGACGAGAUGCUUCACCAAUGAGGCACUUAUCACCAAGAAAAGAAGCCGCACUGAGGAGAGAAUUGUCCCCAAGAAGAGACAUAUCACCACGGCGUCAUCUUUCACCUUUGAGGCCAAUGUCACCAGGGAAAGAUAUGUCUCCUGGAAGAGAUCUAUCUCCAAGACAAGAGAGGAGAUACAUGGGCUCAUUUAGACCAGUUUCCCCCAGAAGACGUUUACACCAUAACACAAGUUUGCCAAUGAGUCACUAUUUGCACUCAGACUCAGGACUGCUGGGGCAUGGAGUAAGUAAAAUUGUUUAUAAAUAUACUAAUAUCCUAAACAUGUACAUAAUAAGUAUUGUUCUUAUCUAAUAUCAACUAACUACUUUGCUAUGCCGUCUCUUUGCAGUGGUAAAUUAGAGUUAAAAAUAAUGGCUUUGUAUGUAUGGCAUGGAAUUUACUGGUAUAUACUGUGUGAGGGUGCUGUGGUGUUGAAUAGUAUAUGCAAUGGGUAUAUGGAAUGAGCAGUGAGUGAGAUAAGUGCGUAUGGAUUACCUUUUUGAAGCUAUGUUGACUUGCAGGUUUUGUGUGUGAUGCGGACACCAAAAAAGUGUCUCACACAAUUCUAAUACGCCUACUAUAUUCAAUGGAAGUUACAUAUAUCAUAUAUAAACGAGUAGCUGAGCACUUGGCAGGAGUUCCACUCACUGGAUAAGAUAAAUAGAACUAGCUACUUAAAGGGACACUAAAGUGUCAGAAACACAAAAGUGUAUUACUGACAGGAUAGUUCUAAAAUCCCUGUUUAAGUGGUCGCCCCUCCCCCUUCUAUUGGGUUAGAGGGAUGAUUUACUCACCUCUUUCCAGUGCCGUGCAGGGUUCCUUGCAUCUGGCCCCACCCCCAAUCCAGCUCCUUGGCUGACAUCAUCAGAAUUGAUGAUUUCAGCCAAUUACAAUGCUUUCUCAAUCAGGUGGAGGCAGAGCCAAACGCCACACUGGCCAGCAUCGCCUUAUAGAAAUGUAUUAAAUCAAUGCAUAUCUAUGGGAAAAGUUCAGUGUCUCCAUGCAGAGCAUAGAGACACUGAAUGUAAGUGUUGCACUCUGUGCUGCACUGAUCCAGGAAGCACCUCUGGUGGCCAUCUGAGGAGUGACCACUGGAGGGGUCACUGGGCUGUAAUGUUAACAGUAACUUUUUGUUUAAAAGACAGUGUUUACAUUAAAAUACCUGCAUGGACCAGGACGCGUGGGGGGGGCGAAGGAUUGAUGGCUGCCCCGCCUCCGGGGGUUCCUCAGAGGGAUUCAGCCGGGGUCAUGGAUUGGGGGGGCAGGCGGAGCCGCUGGGGGGAUAUGGAGCACUCUGCGGUGGGACCCAUGGUCCAGCGCUUCCCUUCCAGAGACGCACCCCACAGUGGGGUAACAUACAGCAAACAAGCUCACACAUUUCAUAGGACACAUCCCACUCUCAGGGGACAAUAGGUAUCUCUCUUCUUACGCACACCUUCUUUCUUACUUGCUUUUAAUUCUCCCUUUCUACUGAUGGUCAUUCGGUUCAUUAUCUAAUAAAACAAAAAAGUAUUGGACACCAUGGGCUCGUUUAAGGACCUUAAGGCACAACUAAUGUAACUUGACAUGUAACAACCGACAUUUAUAUUGUACCUGAAAGAACAUACUGUCAUAUCUUAUGCAGCAACAACAUGUUAUUGCAUUGUUAGCGAUGUCAAACCAUAUCAUAUGCUGUUAAUACAAAAAUAAAGAAUUUAAAAAACAAAAAUGCCUGCAUGGACUGACUAUACUCACCAGAAAAACUACAAUAAGCUGUAGUUGUUCUGGUGACUAUACUGUCCAUUUAAGCAGCUGCAUUGUGGCUUACUAACAGUUCCCUUAGAAUAUAUAAAACACCGUAUUCCGAUGAGCUAUAUCAUUACAUAGGCUUUUUCAUUGUAUCCCUGGAAAGAGCAUAUUACUGAGAUUUGUCUUGGAUUGUAUAGCAUGUGUACACUAUACAUGUAUUUGGACAAGUAGACAGGAAGCAUUAGUUUUUCCUGUGAUGUAUCUCAGUAAGGGGGUAGGCUCAUACACUGAACAAAAUUAUAAGUGCAACACUUUUAUUUUUGCCCCCAUUUUUCAUGAGCUGAACUCAAAGAUCUAAGACUUUUUCUAUGUACACAAAAGGCCUAUUUCUCUCAAAUAUUGUUCACAAAUCUGUCUAAACCUGUGUUAGUGAGCACUUCUCCUUUGCUGAGAUAACCCAUCCACCUCACAGGUGUGGCAUAUCAAGAUGCUGAUUAGACAGCAUGAUUAUUGCAAAGGUGUGCCUUAGGCUGGCCAAUAAAAGGCCACUCUAAAAGGUGCAGUUUUAUCACACAGCAGAAUGCCACAGAUGUCGCAAGCUUUGAGGGAGCGUGCAAUUGGCAUGCUGACUGCAGUAAUGUUUACCAGAGCUGUUGCCUGUGAAUUGAAUGUUCAUUUCAAGGUGCUUCCAAUAUCCAGCAACUUCACACAGUCCACAAGCAACAACCUGAUCAACUCUAUGCGAAGGAGAUGUGUUGCACUGCAUGAGGCAAAUGGUGGUCACACCAUAUACUGAUUGGUUUUUGGAUCCCCCAAUACAGUAAGACUGCACAUUGUAGAGUGGCCUCUUAUUGUGGUCAGCCUAAGGCACACCUGUGCAAUAAUCAUGCUGUCUAAUCAGCAUCUUGAUAUGCCACACCUGUGAGGUGGAUGGAUUAUCUCAGCAAAGGAAAAGUGCUCACUAACACAGAUCUAGACAGAUUUGUGAACAAUAUUUGAGAGAAAUAGGGCUUUUGUGUACAUAGAAAAUGUCUUAGAUCUUUGAGUUCAGCUCAUGAAAAAUGGGGGCAAAACAAAAGUGUUUCGUUUAUAAUUUUGUUCAGUGUAGCUGUAGCAAUAUUUGCAAAGCCCUGUAAAAAUAAGAAAUGAUGAGCUAGGAGAUGGGGAUAACAUGCUUACAUCUUUAUCAUUGGAAUAUUCCUUUACAUUUGUGAGCCUGUGGUUUAUGGUAAAGCUAGCUGUUCAAUAGUCACUCUUCUUUUAAAUAUAUAAAACGGUGUGGCUUUGCAUAUAGCAACUGGAAUUAUUAAAGCUAUAUACCCUACAAUCCGAAUAGAAUUCAGUUAAGAAAUGGCUUAAAAAUGAGGUGUGUACAUAUUUAGGUACAAGUGUUCUGGUGCAUCAAUGCACUUUGACAGAUGCCAACUUUGUAUGUACACAAAGCACUGUGAGAGUAAUCAAGCAAUACAUAUGUAGAAUUAUCUCAGCUUCUAUAAGCUAAAACAAAUCACAAAGUUGUCAUAGCAACAUAUUUUAAGGAUCACUAAAUAACCCUUAGGGUCCCCCCACCCUCAGGGCCCCCCUUCAGUUACUUACUUUAAUCCAGCGCCGGGCUCCCUGGCGCUGGUGACCUCUCCUCCACCCCGGACAUCGUGUCCCAAGUGGAGCGGAAUGCGCAGGCGCGGCAAGACCCGCGCGCGCAUUCAAACAGUCCGUAGGAAAACAUUUCUCAAUCGACGUUUCUCUUCCACUGAGAGCAGCCUGUGAUCAUGUGUACUAGUGGAGACCUCCAUAAGGGUGAUCCUUGAGGUGACUUGUUCCAUGUCAUUUUUAAACUAGGCCAUGUUGUCCGCUGUGUUCGUACGAAGUUCUAUGAACAUGCUUUUUAGCAGGGCCGCUGUGACUGGUUCGCUUUCUGUAGGAUCCCUGGCUUUCUGCCCUGGUAGUAGGUAAAUGAAGCCCCCUCUCCCUGGUCGAAGGAGAUGUCCUCUGAAGAGUAAGUGGAACCCUGUCUCCCAGCGUCAUCUUGUCCCAUGCAGACUUGUGCAAGCUCCGCAGCAGAUCCCCUAUAUCUCGGCUGGUAAGACCUUUGUCAGCUUUUGUUGUUUCAGGGUUUUCCAGCCCAAAUUACCUUCGGGUAACAAGUGGUUGGGUGGCCAAAUUCCACCUGAUAACCACUAUUUCUGUGGUCAGCUGUGGUGAUGCCUGUACAUUUCUAAUAGGGGUACCACAUCCUAAGUGUCCUAAGAUAAAAAUGUGCAACUGCGAAGGAGCUCAAGGGAUUGCACUGGGCACUGGUUGCACAGCUCCCUUCUGCCUCCUGUAUUGAGCUGCGGUGCUUAGAGGGAUCGGACAACAUAUACACAGAGUGAUCCCAGCAGCUCACCACUGGACCCCAGUGGUGAGGCUCCAUUUUAAACCUCCAAGCAAAGGUAAGAAAGGUAGGCUGGGAAUACCUAAUUGUAAGAAAAUAAAAUCAUAAGCUAUUAUAACUUGUGUACAUGUGUGUUUGUAGAUUUGUGUAUGUAUGUUAAUGUGUGUGGGAAUCUGACUGUGUAUCUAUAUUUGUGCAGUAUUGGUUUUCAUAAUCAUUUCAGCUUAAAAAAAAUACAAAUAAAUACAUAUCGCCUCUCAGUCUGGAGAACAGAUUUUUAGAUUUUUUUUAAUUCACUUUAAAUGUGUAGGAUUAGUUAGGGACAUUAAAAUUGUGUAUUCAAGCUUUAUUUUCCUUGCGUUUCUACAGAGUCUCUUAGGUAUCUAAUACUGUGUAGAGGGCCAAUUCUCAAAAACUAAACACAUUGCAAGUGUGACCUCUGUUCUCUAAGACUUUGGCAGACGUUGCAUGUUACAUAGUGAGAGGGGAAUGCUGCAGCACCAGUGAUACAGGCACGUUGUUAUUAAAGAUUUUUGGUAAAUAACACUUCACGUAGGUCCCAAGAUAUAGUAACUGAAAAGCUGUCUAGAAGCCAGCAUGGCCUUAUGUUCACCUCCUUAUUUUAAAGUAAUAUUGCUAUAUUUCUCUUCCCUGUUUUAUCCAUCACGCGUAUUUGCCUAUCUUUGUCUGCUUUGCAGUCUCUCCCAGUUCCACCCCCUUUAUCAGUCUUCCCUAAUGCAACCUUUCCCAUCACAUCAAAUCUCCAUGUUGUCCCUCUUUAACUAUGUAGGUGUUGUUCCCAUUUUUGUUGUCCCCCUUUAACUAUGUAGGUGCACAAUUAAACUUAAAUUGCAAUCUUGAGAUUCAGUUACGGAAAUGUGUGAAGGUGUGAUACGGGUCUAAUCAUAAAAGUAUCUUUCUUUUUCAAUAGAAAUAGCAUGGAUUGGAGAUAUACCUCGAACAUGUAUCAUUUGAUAAUGGUGAUGCUGGAACCUGAAAUGAACAAAAUGUAUACUUAAUACACGUAUGGCUCAUAGAUAUCAAUAUUUCAAGGCUAUUUAAAAUCUUUUGGUGAUUGAGUCUCACUACUAAUUACAAAGUAUACCAAUAUCAGUGGGCCCUAGACUACAUGUAUACCUUUUAACAGUGUUAUGCUUUAUUGAAACACAUCAGAGACAGCUUUAUACAAAAUAGAACAGCUGUUUGUGUCACAAAAUAUUUGACACAAAAUAAGCUAAUUCUCUAAAAUAUACUAGUUGUAAUUUUAUAUUCAGAGAUGAUACAAAAUAGAACAACUGUUUGUGUCAAAAAAUACAAAAUAUCUGAAUAAAAAUGAGCAGAUUCACUAAAAUAUACUAAUUUUAAUUUUGUAUUCAGAGAUGAUAUUUUAUUUUGUGUAUAAAAUCAAUUAGCUCUUUCAUCAUUCAAUAAUACUUUUUUUCUUCUGACAGACUUCACGGAAGAGCUGGCCACAAAUCCCAUAUACAGGGCUGCCUCCAGAAGAUGCUCCUGGAUACCAAAGCACUUGUCCAGCUCCAGAUGUCCACAGCGACUAUAUUUUCAGCCACCUGCCAUUGCACUCACAGCAACAAAUACGAGCACCUUUACCAAUGAUCCCAAUUGGGGGAAUCCAAAUAAUCCACUCGAAUUCUGCAAUUCAACCUAGUCCUCAUACAUCUACAACCACACCUUUGCACCCGAGAAGCUCAGAUGAGAAAAUAAAUAUAUCUCCUGAGUCAUGUGAGAGUUCCACAUCGCACCUUGAGAAACAUUCUUUUAUUAGUAUCCCUUCGAUAGACACUUUAUCUGGAGAAGCUACCACUCUCUUACCCUCACCAGGGCAAAGUCCUUCUGAUGAAAGCUUCAAGCCCACAGAAAGGGAGCAGGAGGAAAAUAUACGUACUUGCACAAAAGCCAUUGCUUGCCUGAGGAUUGCCACGGAGGAAGGUCUACCGCCAAAGCGGGACCAACUGUCUCAUCCUCCUGUGCCCAAUCAGAAAACUUUAGGAAGUGCACAGCCCAGCAUUAGGCACUUUAGUGGACUUGAGGCGGGCACGUCACUUGCAUGCGCCUCAUCCACCCAUGUUGACUUGCACGGAGAAAAAGACAGUUUUGGUACAUCACAAUCUACAUCGGCUCAUUCCAAAUUCUAUAGUAAGAGCAUGGACAUGACAAAACUAGGCUUUCAUGCACGGAAAGAAGAAUCACAAGAAGUGAAAGACACAUCGUCCGAAGCUAGCAAAAUGCAUUGAUUUGAAUGAGCAUGUAGACUUUUUGAUUGACUUUAUUUUAUUGUAGAAAAAAACAAAACAUUCAUAGCAUGUCCAAUGUACUUAAAAAUAAUUUCCCCUUGAAAUUAAUUUUAUUAUAUUAAAAUAAAUUCUCUCUCUCUC
Pelobates cultripes (western spadefoot toad) is the source of this 47955-nucleotide messenger RNA. The record is from the annotation of a GenBank genome assembly. Lineage: Eukaryota; Metazoa; Chordata; Amphibia; Anura; Pelobatidae.